GCCGGCGUUUGAACGGAAUGGAGCUAGCAAACAUUCUACAAUAUGGAUAUGUAUUAUUGACAGGUGGACGGGAUACCCAAGGUGGACCAGUGGUCACCCUCCCCUCUAUGCACAACAGGAACGACCCCAGCCCAGACGAACUUAUCCUCUGCUUGAGAUACCUCAUACAGAUACCCACUGAAGAGACAAAGAAGAAAGGUUUUACCGUAAUUGUGGACACAAGAGACGGCUCCUGGGCCAAUCUGAACAUGAUGCAGUCCUGCUUGCAGCAAACCAUCAAUGGUUUCUUGAAACAGGUUUUGGUUGUGGUUCAUGAAAACGACAAAAGAGCCAACCAAGACAAAACAGCAGCCCAGGAGCCUCGAUUUGUGACCUUGAAUGUUCUGCAUAGAUACAUCGACCCAAAACAGCUCACCUUUGAUUUGGGAGGUCAAAUGGAAUAUAAUCAUGACGUCUGGCUCAGAACACAGCUGGGUUAUGAACAAUUCAUGAAGGACGCCCAGACCACAGUGGAUCACCUGGACAGCCAGGAGUCUGAAAUACAACAGUCUUAUGGGUCAACUGGCAAGGGGGAGCCUCCUUCAAGUCCGCUGGAGGCCUUAAGAAAACACAGACAGUUCAAAGAUGCUAUCAAGACAGUUCCAACUGAGGUCAUAAGACAGGGUCAAGACCUCCUGGAGUCCUUGCAACAAAAUGGAUUUAGUGGAUACAUGGACAGUCAAGGCCUUGUGCCAACACUAGAUAAUCUAGAAGCUCAAAAACAGGUGAAGAGGAUAUUACAGUAUCUGACCAGUAGAGUGGACAAGCUCCAAGACUUUCUAGAAGACAGAGACAAAUCUCUCAACUCCAAUAUUCAAUAUGAAGAAUGGAAACGCAACACAAAAACAGUGGUGAACUGGGUGCUAGGCCCAGGGGAAAAACUGCUGGCAUCACAGAGUGACAUUGGAGACUCCUACCAAGCUGCCGAGGAACUGAGGAAAAGACAUGAAGAGAUGGAGAUCAAGUGUACUGAUACGUAUGGUCAGUAUGCUGAAUUACGACACACAGCGGAGGAAAUACUGGAGGAAGGGAUAUCAGCAGAGGACGACCUCAAGGCUGAGAGGGACUACAUGGAUACAGUGUGCAGAAGUUUUGCCUCAAGGCUGGACAGAAGGAGGACUCUGUUGAUAACCUCAGUCAGGUUUCAUAGAUUUGCUGAAGAUUUCUCCAAAUGCCUUGACGAGCUGCUGGAACUCCUCUGUAGUGACAUCAGGGCGGAUACAGUGGAGAUGGUGGAGGAGGCCAUGAAAGUCCUCCAGGACAAGUGUGACACUUGUGAUAAAGUAGCAGAGGAAAGUUUGAAUGAAGGUCAAAGUCUACUGGAUGAAAUGUCAAGGCCAAUCAAAAAUGCCUUUGGUAAAGAUAUCACCCCAGACUACGCCAGCAAGAUCAAGUACAUCAACAAAAGGUUGGAGGAGCUUCAGGAGAGAAAGAUGAGGUGUGAUGAGUUGGCAGACGUCAGGAAGUUAAAGCUGCAGCAGUUUCUGCAGCUGAGGACUUGUGAGAGGGACACUGACCAGGCCAUUGAUUGGAUUAACGAGCUGUGUGAUGUCAUGGUGACCACACACACAGAUAUGGGACAGAGUGCAGAGGAAGCUGAAGCUUUGCAUGAAGAGCACAAAAAAUUUGAGGCAACAGCUCUGGGUACUUAUGAGUAUGGUAAACAACUGCUGCAGGCUGCGUUGGUCCUGCGCAGAUCUCUGAGACAGGAAAUUGAACCAAAUCAUGAUCAAGCGAGGAGACUGGAAGAGGCUUGGAAAAGAUUUUCUCAGGGAACGUAUGAGAGGACCAAUCGCCUCACAGUUUCUGUAAUGUUCUUAAAUGAAUCUGACAAACUGAUGAAACAAAUGGAUGAUUUUAUCACAGCCUGUGCUAGAGCCCUGGCAGGGGAAGACAGUCUUGAUGACGCUGUCAGAAAUCUGCCCCUUCCUAAAUCUCACAUUGACAAAGACUACAACAAUGCUAUGCAAAUGGGCCAAACCCUGGUUGAUCGGCUGGCUAAACCAAUUAUUGUAGUGGAAGGAGACGAGAAAAAGCUGACCAUGGAUGAGGAAGGUGCGGCUGAGACUGUCGGCAAUCACCUGAAGAAGCUGGAUAGAAAAAUGGAUGAAACUGACCACUACUGGGAAACACUGAUCAACGCUCAAGCAGAUCCUAAAUUUCAACCUAAAACUGUUCACACGCUCGAGAGAGUUCCAUCAGAGAAAAAGGAGAAAAGAAUGCCAAGAAUUCCAAGAAAACGACGGCCCCCUCAGACAGAGGAAAAACGCAGAAAAAGUGAUCCUUUUGGCAUUGCAUCAAGGAAGAAGGCAGCUCCUGACCAGAAUGGUGACCAGACUGCCCCAACCCCAGCUAGACGGGGACCUUCUUUGGAUGAGAAUGCUAAUAACAUGAAAUCAUACGAAAGUGCACCAAUGCCUGCAAGUGACAGAAGAGCACAGAACAUCUCAUUUGACAACAGCCCAGCCACACUGAGAAGCCCUGAAAACUACAGCAGAUCCAUGCCAGACAACCAGUAUCAGCAGCGUGGGCAUGAGCUCUCACCAACAUCACCAGCAGACAAGUUCCAGUCAGAAACAGCGCCACUUGUCAGCUCCGCCACGACUGAACUGGCUGAUCCACUCUACAGCAAUCAGCCACUCCAGCCCCGAAGACACACCAGCAUCCUAGACCUAGACUGGCAGGCUCCCAUGUACAACCCCAGAGCCUCCCUGCGAGACCAGUUAGAGCAGAGCUCAGAAUGGGUGCGUGUCAGAGUUCACCAGAUGGAACCUGACCUUAUGGAUGUAGGUUCCAAUCUUGAAGAAGCUCUACAGUUACAGCGAGAACACGAUCAACUCAUUGCUAGACUAAAGUCAAAAGAGGAUGAGGUUCAACAGUUGCUCAGAAAUAUUGAUGCACAAGCUGACCAGAACCGCUCACAAGUGGAUGUACAUAAUGCUAUGGCAGACACGCUUGCUGAAGCCUGGAAGGACCUCAAUGACAAGCUAGCAUAUAGGGGAACACUUUUAGAACAGAGUGUAGCAUUCCAUCAGAGUGCACAAGAUUUGGCAUCAUCUAUGGAACAAGCACAAAAGAACUUUUCUAAAGUACCCCUAGCAUCAGAUGUAGAAACAGCACAAAGACUUUUAGACCAACAUCUUGACAUGAAAAAUAAUAUUCUUGAGACAUCAAAAGCCACCCUUGAUAUGGGCCAGUCCCUGCUAGACCAGAUUAAAGAGAUGGGUAUGCAUGCGGACUUUGCCAACCUCCACGCCACCACAGCAGCCUGCUAUGGCAUUGAACACCUUCUGGAGCUGCUGCAUGAUCGCAGACGCCACCUUGAAGAAUUGUGGAACCAACGCAAGAUUAGACUUGAACAUUGCUUGCAGCUCUGUCAACUUGAUCAGGAGGUUAAUAAGAUCUUAGAAUGGUACCGUGGAGUAGGCAACAAUUAUUUACAGAACACCGAACUGGGUUCCUCUUAUAGUGAGGCCCAACAAAUACAGCAAGACCACAACCAGUUUGAGGCACAAGCCAGAGAUAUCCAAGAGAGCAUGCUUGGACUUCUCAGGACUGCUGAUGGACUUCUGCGACGAGCUAGUGUCGAUGCAGAAGGAAUUCGUCAGCGCCUCAUUGCAGUAGAUCGCGAGGCAGAAAGCUUCUCAAACCGCCUUGACAACAGACGUAAAAAUAUUGGCAUGGCGGUGGCUUUCUUCAGACUUGCAGAAACGGCUCUAAAUAAACUAAGAGAUGUGGAGUUCCAACUGAACAACAUGGAUCUCCCAAGAAACAGCGCAGAGUUAGCAGAGCAACAUUCACGUUUAUCUCAGGCCAUCGUUGAUUAUUCAACCGAAGCGACCCACGAAGGUCGGCUGCUACUUGAGAGGGUCAGUAGCACCGAUCAAGGGGCGGAUGGCGUGAGACGAAAGAUGGAUGAGCUCAUGGCUAAAUGCACACAAUUGGAAUCUCUGUGCAAGGCAAGACGUGCUGAGGCAUGGCAGCGAAGUCAGGAGUAUCUUUCUUAUCAAGAGAAAUACAACAGUCUCCAGACCUGGCUUCACCAAAUAGGACAGAACAUUGUCUCUCGCCACAACUCCAUGGGAACAAGCCUUGCCAGUGCUAAAGACUUUUUAGAAGUACAUGAACAACUAGAUGAAGACAUCAGGGACAAGAAUGCAGAGUUAUCUGCCUUGUCUAGUGCAGCCUCAAGACUGGUUCAAUCAGGGGACCAGGCAGGACAACAAGCUGCAGAAAAGGCAAAGGAAACAGAACAACAAUAUCAGAGAUUGCAACGUAUCGUUGAGACUCGCAUUCAGUUGGCCCUGAUGUACGUCUCUUUUCAUCGACUCGCGCAGCAGCUUUCUAGUAACCUUGAUGGGCUGGAACAUAUUGUACGGUCAGAAACAGAAGAUCUUCAAGAAAUUACUGAUUCAGCUGUACAUAAACUGCGUGAAAUGUUUUCGAACACAAGACAUAUUUUCGACGACCUCAACCUUAAGGGGAAAGAAUUCUUGCAAAAUGCAUCUAUGAUAACUGAUGACUCAACCCUAGAUCUUCGAAGCUCUGUUCAAACAGUGGAGAGGAUUUUAGAAGACAGCCGCUUCUCUUCAGUAGUUAACUACUGGGAGGCUUGGGAACAACAUGUUAUCUCGAGUAAACAGUUCAAAUCACAAUGGCAUCAGUUUAUACAGGAAGCUCGAAGGACCAUUGAUUACGUAAUGAAGCUAGAGAAGGAAUUUUUCCUACCCUAUAUAUCGGGUACACUUGCCAACACAAUGGAGAAGGCUAGGGAACUACAAGAAAAAUUGGAUGAAUUUGUGCCUACCUCUAAGGAAGCUCAAGUCAAAAUUGAAGAUCAUAUUAAAACUGCUGAACUUCUUGGCCUGAAAGGAGAUACUAAAGGACAAAAAGACCAGAUCAUUAAUGAGUUGAUCAAGGUUCAUCAAAGGUUCCAGGCCAGGAUUAAUGAAUAUCAACUGUUACUAAAGAUGACCAUUGAAUUCUACAAACAUAUUGGACAGCUGGAUGAUAUGAUUGAGAGGACAGAGAAGGAAUAUCUACAUUCCAACCUUCCAAGUGAUCUGAACCAAGCUGAGUCUAUGCUAGAACAACACAAACGCAAGAAGACUGAGGUCUCACAGUUUAUUAAUUACACCGCCGAGGAGGGCGAUAGAAUAGUUCGGCGUGUGCGCCAGCAGGAUGCUAGUGCCGCCGCAUCUGAUGACGUCCGUCAUGUUUUGGAUGUCACUGCUGAAACCAGGCGUCGAUGGGAUGAUUCAUGGGAAGAGCAGGAACGGCGCCUGAGACAAAACCUGCAAAUUUGUCAAUUUAAUUUUGACCUUAGACAGAUCCAUUCUGAGAUAGAUCAACUUCAUCAACAUUUACAAUCAAGAAGAGGAAACUAUGGCACCUCUUUACCCAAUGCUCAGAUGACCUCACAGACUUUCAAAGAGUUUGAGAAAACUGUUGAAGUGAUUGAGGACAAAAUUCACAGCUUCAUCAGUACUGCUGAACUAAUGGUACAAGAUGAGCACUAUGACUCAGAUAAUAUUAGAAGAGAAGCUGAUGUUCUUCGAAACAAAUGGAGCUCUUUUCAUGCUGGAGUUAAAGAUUAUAGAAACCAGCUCGAUUCUAGUAUUAGAUACUUCACAUUGAUAGAAGAGUGUGAGCUUUGGAUGCGUGAAGGAAGCCAGCUGCUCAUUGACACAGGACAUCAAGCUCCACAGUGCAAGACUCCCCAAGAAGCAGAAAAUCUUAUCAAAAACCUUGAGAAAUUUGUUGAAAAAGGCAAAUCUAAACAAGAGGAAAGACUGCAAAAGAUUUCUGAAUUAGCAGUUAAACUUUAUGGUGAACAGGGAGCAAACAAAGUUCGACCUCUAGUUAUUCAGUAUCAAGACAUGAUGCAAUCAUUUGAACAGGCAGAUAAUGAGCUUUCCAAUCUCAAAGAUAACUUGGAAGGAAAAUCACCUGUCUCUGUUGAUGAGUUUAUGCCAAAGGAUGUCAGUACAAGAGUUGCUGCUCCUUUACCCAAAGUAAAACCACCCAAAAUCAUCCAGCACUUGAAAAAUGCUGAAGUUAUGGAGGGUGAAAAGUUUACAUUUGAAUGCCGAGUUGACAGUGACCAAGUUCCUGAGGUUCGUUGGUACAAGGAUAAUCUACCACUGACUAGUCCAGACUAUGAAACACGAUUCAUGAAUGGUGUAGCCACUCUGACUAUUGAAGAAACAUUUUCUGAAGAUACAGCACGCUACACUUGUCGCUUCACAAAUGAAGCUGGUAUGGCUGAGUCUUCAGCUUAUCUCACUGUUAAAGAGACCCACCAACAGAUCUUACCCCCUGAGUUUACCAGAAACUUGAAAUCUGUUGACGUACCUGAAGGUUCACCUUUGUCUUUUGAAUGUCAUGUUGUUGGAAUCCCUUCCCCAUCUAUAUCAUGGUACAUGGAUGACAUAAACAUUGACAACUCACCCGAGUUUAUCAUUACCAAAAUCAAUGGCACUUGCACGCUCAAGAUUCGCCAAGUCCAGCGCCAUCACAGUGCCCGGUACACAUGCCGGGCCAUCAACCCUGGUGGUGAAUCUUCAUCUUCAGCCAGACUUACAGUCAUACCAACACAAGUUCCUACUAUUCAACAACCACUGCAAGAUGUUUCCUCUCCUGAAGGCAAGACACUUCAUCUAGAGGUUAGGUUUACUGGUGCACCACCACCAGAAGUUAUCUGGUUUAGAGGCAGCAACCGCAUCGUACCAAAUAACAUGUACAAGAUUACUGUGACGACCAACUAUUCAUCUCUGGAUAUUCGUGAAGCUUACACAGAAGACUCAGGGUCAUAUACUGUGAUAGUUCGUAAUGUAGCUGGUGAAGCUACUUCUGUUUGCCAAGUUGUUAUUGAACCAUUCUAUUCCAGUCCUGGUGAUGAAGCAUCCCAGGCAUCAGCAGAUUUGGAAUCUCACCCACCUCAAUUUGUACAAAAACUUCCACCCACCAGGGAAGUUCCUGAAGGAACAAGAGUUCGUUUAGAUUGCAUACUGGUUGGACACCCUGAACCAGAGGUGAUUUGGUUCAAGAAUGAGAAACCUGUCAAAGAAUCCCCAGACAUCCAACUACUGUUUGAAGGAGAUAGGUGCACUUUAGUCAUAAGAGAGGCUAUGCCAAAUGACAGUGGAUACUUUAAAUGUGCAGCUAGAAACCCACAGGGAGUUGCAGAAACCAGCUGUAAGCUUCAUGUUGAGCCUGUAAGUGAACUCAGUGACGUAUCUGUGUCUGAAGUGGCAGCACCCAGGUUUACCCAGCCCUUAAGAGACCAGAAUGUUAAAUCUGGACAACGUGUUUGCCUGCAGUGCCGUGUGCUGGGCCACCCAUUGCCUUCAGUGACAUGGUACAGAGAUAACCACCCACUGGAGAGCUCACCAGACUUCCAGAUCACUGCCUUUGCUGAUGUCCACUCUCUGACAAUCCCUGAAGUGUUUGAUGAAGACAGUGGCAACUACACAGUCAAGGCUGUAAACAGAGCUGGAGAGGCCAGCUGCCUAGCCAAGCUAACUGUGGAGCCUGUGCCAGAAGAGGGACCCAUGGAGAGGAAGAGAGUAGGCAAACGAGAGCAUGUUCCUCAAUCACCACCUGAGUUUACUAAGCUCUUCCAGGACAUCGGUGCCAAACCAGGAGAUUCUGUCACCUUUGAGUGUACUAUCACUGGUGUGCCAAAACCAAAGAUAACCUGGCAAUUCAAUGGAGAACCAUUGGUCUCCCAGGACUACAUCCCUAGUAUGGAAGGAGACACCUACCGUCUACUUAUUCCAGAAGUUUUUGAUGAAGAUGCUGGUAGAUUUUCCGUCACAGCUGAGAAUCCCAGUGGAAAAGCUACUUGUUCUGCUCUGUUGACUGUAGAGCCAACAAUGCCUUUAGUACCUGUCACAAGACCUACAGUACAGAGAACCAAAAGACCAGAUUCUGGUGACAUGCUUGAUGGUUACCCAUCAUGGUCAGAAUCAGAAAUCACUCAAACUGUGACAAAGACAGAGAAACGUGUCAGUCAUACUUUCAUGUCAGAAGAGAGGUACAUGUCCUCUGGAGGAGAAAGCCACCACUCUACAACCAUAAUGACAGAAGUUAAGCCGAAGAAGCGCAUGACUGCACUUGAGAGAUACGCCACUACCAUCACCACAGAUAUCCCUCCAAAAUUCCAACCAGUAGACUUGACUAUCAUGGUCCCUGUACCACCAAACUUUGUCCAGCCUCUGAGGAGCAUGCAAGUAACAGAGGGAACCAGAGUUACUUUUGAAGGCAUCAUCACUGGUAAACCAGAGCCUGUGAUUCGUUGGUUCAGAGCAGGGAAGCAACUCUCUGACCAAGCUGAUUUUGAAAUUUCAUACUUUAAUGGUCGUGUGGCACUCACCAUCCCAGAAGUGUUCACAGAAGACAGUGGUCACUUCACAUGCACAGCAGAAAACCAAGCAGGCAAAGCAUCCAGCACUGCAGAACUGGUUGUCAGAGCUACCCUGGUGCCACCUGGUUUUACUGAAAAGUUGAAGACAGAACAUGCUCAUGAAGGCGAGCCUAUCAGACUGGUUGUCAGGGUAACAGGUGAUCCUGUUCCUAAUGUUUCAUGGUACAGAGAAGGCAACCGACUGAUCAGUUCCCCAGACUUCCAAAUCACUCAGCAAGGAGACAUUCACUCACUGUACAUUCCAGAAGUUUUCUUUGAGGACACUGGAAAGUUCAGUGUGAAGGCUGAGAACCCUGCAGGAGAGGCUAUUUGCCACGCACAGCUUUAUGUACAGCCCAUACAAGAGAGGCCACAGCCAUUAGCAAUAAGAGCUCCGGACAGAAAACCAGUUUAUGAGCAAGUUGUCCCAUCCAAGUCCCCAGCUUCAAGGUCUCCACGACCUGUUACUGAAGAACAGCCUAUAGCUAAAAUACCGAAGCUUCAGAGACCAUCUGACUUUGUUCCUACACCAGUCUCUCCCAGGCCAGAGGAGAGGUUCAGACAUGAGUUGGACAUGCAGAUAGAGCAUGAACUUCCUCCCUUUGAGGCCAGGUUCAAACUCUUUGGAGAUGAGGCACAGCAGCCACAAGCUCCUCCAGCUCCUCGUCCAAAGCCAGUCCAAGAGAAAAUAACGCCAGUAAAGAAAGCUCCUGCUGAAGAAAGGCCUUUUGUCGCUGAUAAGAAAAAACCUGUUUUCUACAAGCCAUUGGAAGAUGUGACUGUUAGAGAAGGAGAUAGACUUGUGUUGGAAAUUAUUGUUGAGGGUCAGCCAGAGCCAAUAGUAAAGUGGUACAGAGAGACCAUUGAGAUCAACAACUCACUAGAUUACCAAGUGCUACAGAAGAACAACCGCUACAUGCUGAUCAUUGCUGAGGUCUUCCCAGAAGAUUCUGGAAGGUAUGAAGCUGUGGCUAUGAAUGCUGAGGGCACAACAAAGACUCAAGCUUAUAUCCAUGUGGAAGCUGCUCCUGCUCCACCAUUACCAAAAGUGCCACCACCCCCAGUUGCAAAACCUGUUCCUAAACAGGAAGUAGAAAUACUUAUUGAGAAAAAGCCUGUAGAACAGCCAAUUGUCCCUAAGAAGGAAGAGACAUACAGGAAAGUUGCUCCCCCAACACCUGUGAAACCAGUUCAAAGACCUCCACCACCUGUUGUUUCUCAGAAAACUGAGCCUGUUUUUACAAAGCCACUCAGUAAUAUUGAAGCAAAACAAGGAGACGGGGUCAUCUUUGAGGUCAAAGUUGAAGGUAACCCUGAACCAGUGGUUAAGUGGUACAGAGAGGAUGUGGAGAUUGUCUCUUCCCCUGAUUUUGAGCUGUCCAGAUCUGAUAGGAUGUAUCGCCUACAAAUCAUUGAAACUUUCCCAGAGGAUGCUGGGAAAUUCUCUUGUGUAGCCACCAAUGCUGUAGGCACAACAACUACAGAGGCUUACCUAUAUGUCCAGCCUUCACCAGGAUCACCAGUUCAGUCACCUGUUGCAGAAGAAAAGUUCAGAGAAGAACUGGAGAUGCAGGUUGAUGGCUACCCAGACUUGCCUCCCUUUGAAAAACGAGUGGCCCUCUUUGGUGCCCCACCUGAACCUAUGCCGGCUGACAUGGCUCCAAGACGUCCGUUUGUCACUGACAAGGAGAAGCCUAAAUUUACACAGCCUUUGAAGGACACUUACGCAAAACAAGGUGAGCCAGUAAUCCUUGAAGUGACAGUCGAAGCCCACCCUGAGCCAAUCAUUAAAUGGUACAGAGAAGGCAUUGAAAUCUCAAGCACCCCAGACUACCAGCUCUCAAGAAACAAUAAAACAUACAGACUCACUAUUGUAGAAGUAUUCCCUGAAGAUGCUGGCAAAUUCAGAGUCAUUGCAACUAAUGCAGAGGGAUCGGUCUUCUCAGAGUCAUUGCUAUUAGUUGAACCUGGUCCUCUAUCCCCACAAGAGACAGCUCCACCAGCUCUACCUCUGUUCCACCCAACUCCAACAGCACCUCUGCUGCCAUCUCCCAAGUCAGAAGGAUUUUCCCCAGUGACGACUGCUCCAAAAUUCACACCCCCACCACCACCAGCACAUAUUCCACCAUCAUUUGUUCAGCGUUUACCUGAUGUCAGAAUGGUGGAAGGAACCAACAUCAAAUUGGAAUGUCGUGUCCUGGGAAAACCUUUCCCACAGGUCAUCUUUACCAAAGCUGGAAAACCAAUUUUUGAUGGACCAAGGCAUAGAGUAACAGUUGAUGAGAGGACUGGCCGUUGCACUCUUCUCAUCACAAAGGCACAUCCUGAUGAUGAAGGUGAAUACACAUGCACUGCCAUGAAUCCUGCAGGAGAGGUCGCCACUUCUGCCAAGGUCAUUCAUGAAGGGCCUAGAGUACAAGAGCCAAUGGAAGAAGACAUUUCACCCUUGCAGCGUUUCUUGCAAGAAGAACAAGGCAAGAGACAGGCGACCCCUGAGGAAUUCUAUAUUCCACAAACUGAGCGAAGACUUUCAAAGAGUGUGGAAAGAAGAAUCAGUACAGAACCUGAAUUUGUUGUUUCAAGUUUUGAGAGAAGACUGAUGGAAGAAAUAGAGUACAGAGAAGGGAAGAUUAAACUCCAUUCUGAAACUGAAACGGAAUAUGACACUGACCAACCAGAAGAGCGUGUCACCAGCACUCAUGCUCAGGCUCCACAGUUUGUUCAGCCACUGAAGGACUUCAGACUUAUGGAGGGCACUGAUGUGACCUUUGUCUGCAAAGUCACGGGCAGACCAAGACCAAAGAUUGCCUGGUAUAAAGAUGGCAAAAGAAUCAAACGCUCCACUAGAUACGAAAUAAAAUACACUCAAGAUGGAUACUGCACUCUUCGUAUCCAUACUGGAUUGGCUUCAGAUACAGGCCAUUACACAGUGCUUGCUGUUAACUCAGUUGGAAAAACAACUUGUUCUGGUCAGCUGUUUGUUGAUGCUGUAGGCAACAUUGAUGCCACUUCUUUUGUGUCUGCUGAGACUCUUCAGAGAAUCCUGCGAAGGGAUUCUGUGAGGGGCUCACGUCGUGGAUCAGAAGACAAAGGUGGUGUCUAUGAAACCAUCUCAAAGCCUGAGUUCAAGAGAAUCCCAGAAGACCUUGAAGUCAGAGAAGGCAAUCCAGUUAGAUUUGACACUUUGGUUUUGGGACGCCCAGUGCCUGAGUUGUUCUGGUACAGGAAUGGAGUACAAGUUCAUCAUGAUGAUAACCACAAGAUUGUUAUCAAUGAGGACGGUGUAAACUCACUGUUGAUUAUCUCAGCUUCACGUAUCGAUGCUGGAACUUACACCUGUGUGGCAAAAAAUCGUGGUGGUGAAGAAACUUUCACUGUGAACCUAAACGUUUUAGAAAAGGAACAAAUGCAGCCACCUAGGUUCAUAGAUCGCAUGCAGAAUUACACAGUUGGUGAAGGCCAGCCUGUAACUCUGACCUGCAUGGCGACUGGAGUACCUGCUCCAAUGAUGAGCUGGCAGAAAGAUGGUCGCAUGGUUAGCGAUUUGGAUUACAGAAUUGAGGUAGACCAUGGUCGAUCUUCACUGAUCAUUGAAAGUGCCGAGCCAAGUGACAGUGCCUGGCUCCAGUGCUCAGCUGUUAAUGUGGCAGGUACAGCUUCAACCCGUGCUAAGCUAGUUGUACAGCCAGACUUGAACAAGUUGAAGAAACUACCCUCAACGGAAGCAGGACCAAAGAGGGUUGUCUCACCACCCCACUAUGAGAUCCAAUCAGAGGGUCCAGUCCAGCAAAUUUCUUAUGUGACAGAGCAUGACAGCGCAACAUUGCGUUUGAUCAAGGAGGAGCAGCUAAAGAGACCUCAGCCCCCACAAGAGAAACCUCUGACACCAAAAGCAGCACCACCAGUUGCUACCAAGCCAUUCAUUACCAAACCAGUACCGGCACCACCAGCGCCUACGCCAGAAGUCACUACACCCAUGUUGACUGAGGAGGAAGAUGAGUAUCAGCGCAAGAGUAUUUCUGAAGCAAAGAAACUCUUCAGCAAACCUGAUGAAAGGCCUAAGCCAGCUCCAGUGAGACCACACAAACCAAUCACUGUGCUGUUUAAACCCAGAGAACCUUCUCCAAGCUAUGACAUCCAUAAGACUGGACCAGUGCAGCUUAUUAGUUAUGCAUCAGAUAAUGAAAGGGGUUACUUGAGAUUGAUUGAUGAACAAGAUUUAGAAAGGAAAUUGCCAAUGGAGCUAGGAGAACCAGAGCCAUCAUACAUUUCAGAAGCUCAGAAAGACUUUGAGCCUAAAUUGAAACCAGUAACUGCCAUAAUUAAAGUUCCUCCACCUGUUGCUCCUAAGCCUGAAAAGGUUUUAUCAAGUGCAACACCAGUCGCAACUGCUCCUAAACCUGAAUUAUCUCCUUUUGAAGCCACAGUUCCUCUUGUUCCUAAGCAGAAAGAGUACAGACCAGUGGCCCCUCCUGUACCUGUACAAAAAGCAGAGCCAAAGAAGACUGAGCUCUAUAUGCCUCCAAGUGAACCAAUCAGACCCCCUCCCAUUGCACCGGUUGCCCCUAAACCUGCAGCCCCUGCUCCUACUCCCAGACAGAGAGUGCGAAAAGCACCUUCACCACCAGAAUCUAGACCCAUUGUACUGCGCCAGGAGCCAAUUCCUAUGUGGGCUCCUGAGUCCAUUGAUGUUCCUGCAGUGGCUAAGACUGUUGAAGACAGUAAGGAAGCAGUUCCACACACUCCCUUGGCUCGACAGGUUUCAACAACAUCCAUUAAACUUGCUGACUGGAGGGAAUAUCAAGAAAGUGCAGUGAAAGAGUACAUUCGUCGUGAAGGUGAAGCUCCGGCUCCUGAAGAUCUUUAUGACAGGGAAAAACACAAACCUGCCAAAUUCAAAACUCAGAUUAAAGAUCUGCAACUCAAGGAGAAUGAUGCUGCUCAUUUUGAGUGCAAACUUUUGCCAUUGGGAGACCCAACAAUGAAAGUGGAAUGGUUCAAGGAUGGAGAACCUCUGCAUUAUGGUACUCGCUACAUACCAGCUUAUGAUUUUGGAUUUGUCACCCUUGAUAUCCUCUGGAUGUACCCUGAAGACUCUGGAGUCUACGAAUGUCGUGCCACUAAUGAUUAUGGUGAAGACAAAACUUCAGCAACUGUUGUUUGCAGACCUCUUCGAUCCAUCAUUAUGGACACACAACUUCCAGGAGAAGGAGCAAUUAGACUUCAGGAAAUGGAAGAGUACUGGAGAAGCCACAUGCAUGUUGAAGAAAAAGUCAUAGAAGAGCCAAAGACUAAGACACCACCCAGCAUUGACCUAAAACCAGAGCCUGUGGAAACUUGUGAAGGAGAGCCUGCUAAAUUCUUAGUGAAAGUCAGCGGCUACCCAAGACCUAGAGUCAACUGGUGGAUCAAUGGAAGCCUCAUUGUUGCUGGCACUCGUUUUAAAGUAACAUAUGAUGGCAUGAUGCAUCACAUGGAGAUUCCAAAAUGCAGAGAGUACGACGCAGGCCAAGUCAGAGUUAUUGCCAAGAACUCAGAAGGAGAAGAGGAAUGUAGUACUUCUCUUGUUGUUUUGCCCAAAGAAGACUGGAGGGCAAAACUAAAGCAAGCCCCCAAAGGAGAGGUAGAAAUAGAGGUUGAGCGCAGAAAGAAAAUUGAACUCCGCUCAGUUGAAUUAGAGAAUGCUCUCAAGAGACCUAAGGCUACUGAGUACGAGCUCAGGCAGCUUGAAAAAGCAUCAGAAUCUAAAGUUAGAGUACAAAGAGAUACUGAAGUUGUUUUGGCUGAGCAGCAGUACAUCAGUAUUCACACUCAGUUACGCCACACUGAUGGGGCUGUAGUGUCUGAACCAGUAUUUGUUGAGAGAGCAAGGCUGGUCCCAGUUGAUCUUUCCCAGACUGCUCCUAUUGAGGAUAAACAGAUUAUUGAGCAGCAAAUAACCCUCCAGAGGGGAGAACCACCUGUGUUCACUAAACCUUUGAGGCCUGUGAGAGUGCCAGAAGGCAGCUCAGUGAACCUUGAAGUUCAUUUCAAAGGUAUUCCUCCUCCAAACAUUACAUGGUAUAGAGACAGCUUUGAGAUUCAACCCUCUAGAGAUUUCCAGAUUUCCACUUCUGAGACCACCAGCACGCUGCAUGUUCCUGAAGUGUUUGCUGAGGAUGCUGGACUCUUCACAGUUAAAGCUUACAAUAAGUUUGGCAUGGUGCAGUGUAAAGCUAAACUAACAGUGGAAGAAGGGGAAGCUCCGGAAAAGGAAAUCCCACCAGAGUUCCGUAGCCUGACUCGUGACACUAAAGUACUUCAAGGAGAACCAGUCACUUUUGACUGUCAAAUCACUGGCACACCCGCACCUCAGGUCCACUGGACUAAGGAGGGGCAUCCUCUUCCUGAGUCUCCAAGGUGGAAGUUUAUCAAAGAAGAUGACAAUUACACACUUGUAAUCUACGAGGCUCAACCUCUAGAUGCUGGCGUUUAUGCUUGUGUUGCCAUCAAUUCUGUUGGCAAAGCUACAUGCACAGCAAGGCUCACUGUAGAGAAACCAGAAAAACCAAUUGAACCUUCCACAACACAACCUCCUUUGGAGUCUUCAGUGGAACCACCCUAUGUUGUAUCAGAACCAAGAAUGGUGGAUGUUGAUGAAGGCCAACCAGUCCAUUUUGAAUGUGUUAUCAAGGGAAAACCACAUCCAGUUGUAACUUGGUAUCGCAACAACCAGUUGGUGAAACCAUCAAAAUACUUCAGAAUGGACUCCACCCUGGAAGGUGUGCACACCUUGUCAAUCAUGGAAGCCUUCCCAGAAGACACUGGUACCUACAAAUGUGUUGCUAGAAACAAGGCAGGAGAGGUAGCAUGUGUUACCUACCUUAAAGUACAUGGAUCUGAAAGUGAAGCCGAUCAGGUCCAACCAGAAGCUUUUGCUCAACCCCCUAGCUUUGUUCGACCCAUCAGCAACAUGAUGGUGACUGAAAAUACAUCAGCCAAAUUUGAAGCUGUCUUCUCUGGUGUGCCAACACCUGAAGUUACUUGGAUCAGAAAUGGAAUACAAACAUUACAUGACUCAAGAGAAUAUAAAAUUGAAACCAUUGACCGUUUGACGACACUCACAAUCUAUAAAGCUCAUCCAGAGGAUACUGGUGUGAUAACAUGCAGGGCCAAGAACCAAGCUGGUACUACAGAAUGCUCUGCUGAGCUUUAUGUACAGCAACCAGAAGAGCUCAGAGCACCCUCAGCUGAGAUUGAAAUCCCCACAGAGGAAAAGCCUGAGGAAGAGCAACCACUGACGGAGAGUUUGGAAUUUACAUCGUCUGAGGUUAUUACCACAGAAACCAUUAUUGAUCACAUCAGUGAUAUCAGAGAGACGGAGGAAGCUUCCACUACCCCAGAAAUCUCUGCGCUGGAGGUCACACAGAUUGUACCCGUCGAGAUUUCUCAAGAGGAACAAAAACCGCGCGAAGAUGUAACUGCAGAAGUAGACUUUGAGGCACCUGCCCCAGUAACAUCCACAACUGUUGAUGCCUUUGAAAGCCUGAUCAGUGAGAUUGAAGAAGCUAUCACUGAAGAAUCCACCAUAUCAGUUUCAGAGGACGUCGACAAAGAGCUCAAACCAACAACAACAGAAGAAACUUUCGAAAUCAUUGAGGAAGUCGGACAGAAGCCAACAUUUGUAAAGGAACUUGAGAGCGUAGAGGCCACAGAGGGCCAGCCAGUACGUUUCGAAGUGGUGGUCUCUGGUGAACCCAUGCCAGAAAUCUCUUGGUUUUUAGACGGUGAAAUCAUCAGAGAGUCGCCAGUUUACAGGAUUGAACCUGGCCCUGAAGGUCAUUGCUCUCUUAUUCUACCCGAGUCCUUCCCAGAAGAUGAAGGUGAAUACGAAUGCCGUGCCACUAAUAUCUAUGGAACUGUUUCUACUAAAGCUGACCUAUAUGUUCAAGUGUUGGCUGAGAAAGAAGAUUCUUUGUCUGAAAAAGAGAAAUUGGUUACAGCUGAAAUUGAAAAAGAGGAAGAAUCUGAUGAAGACAAAAAAGAAAUUUCUCCCACUCCACUUGAACAAGCUGUUGUUGAAGAAGUAAAAGAUGAGCGCUUCGCGCCAGUUAUUAAACAGGCUCUUAAACCCAUUUUCACGAAAGAUGGAGGCCAAGCCCGUUUUGAAGCUGAAAUAGUUGGUCUCCCUGUUCCUACAAUCACCUGGUACAAAGAUGAAGAAAUCAUCCAUCCAUCUGAGGAAUUUGAGAUUGCUUACAGCGAGGAGAACAUUGCCUCUUUGUUUAUUCAGGAUGUCUUACCAGAAGAUGCAGGAAAAUAUAUAGUUGUUGCCAAGAAUGAGCUUGGUACAGCAACAACAACUGCCAGUCUUGAAGUAGAAGCUGCAGAAGUAAGUGACAUAUCACAAGAGGAGACUUCUAGUAUUGCCCCAGUAUUCACUAUCAAGCCAAACUUCCAGUUGGUAGAUGAGACUGAGACGGCAACAUUUACAGCAACUAUUGAGGCUAUACCUCAACCUGAGAUAAUUUGGAGCAAAGAUAGCAGUCCACUGCCAGACGACACAAGAUUCCAGACAUCAUUCACUAAAGAUGAAGACACUUAUCACACUAGCUUGGUUAUUACUGAUACCCUCCCAUCAGAUACUGGUUAUUACAAGGUGACAGCCAGAAAUGAUAUUGGGGAGGAAACAGUAAAGGUGUCUCUCAUUGUUAACAAAGUUAAAGAAGAAAAGAAAGAUUUCCGUGACCAGUUGACUACUGUGUCAUUUGAAAUACCUGAAAAGCCAGAUGAACCAGAUCAAGUUGAUUUCAGAAAUGUUCUACAGACUGAAGUAAAAACAAAAGUUGGAGUUCAUUAUGAUACAGAGCAACUUGAUUUCCGACAUCUUCUAAAAGCAUCUAAAGUUAAGGCUAAAAAAUUUACCUCAGAUGUUGAAGCUGAAACAACAUUAACUGUAGAAGCCCCAGAGGCUGAUCAAGUUGACUUCAGAGCUGUUCUUAAGCGACCAUCUGAAGAAAAAGAAAAGCCUAAACAAGAAUCACCAGAAUUUGUGAAACCUAUUGAAGAUGUUAAUGUUAGGGAGGGUGAAUCAGCAAGAUUUGAGUGUAAAAUUACAGGUGAGCCAAAACCAUUGGUCAUGUGGUAUCAUGACCAGCAACCCAUCAAAUCUGAUAAUGUUUAUCAGAUUCUCCCUGGAGAGGAUGGGGAGUUUACCCUGUUGAUUUCUGAAGCAUUCCCUGAAGAUUCUGGUGUGUACACUGUCAAGGCUUUCAAUGAUCUCGCAGAAGUAGAGUGCUCUGCCACACUCACUGUUGAAGAACUGGUUUCUGAGACAAGCUCUGUCACUUCUAAAGAAGAUAAACCAGAGGAGGAAACCAUCACUGAUACUAUUAAAGAAGUAGCCGCUGUAAAGAUUCAGUCAGCAUUCAGGGGCUUUAAGGCUAGGGAAGAAGUAAAACACCUCAAGGAAACACGGUCAACCUUUACAUCUGAGUUCACCAUUGACUCUACAGUAACAGUUGAAGAGAAGCAGGGAUCUGAAACAGUGACGGAAGAAUUUACCAUGGAUGUCACAUUUGCACCCAAGUUCUUAUCUGAACUAUCAGAUCAAGAAGUUACUGAGGGUGACACUGUGUACUUAGAGAUCUCAGCAACAGGGGCACCAAAGCCUGAAGUCAAAUGGUUCCGUGACGAUGUUGAAAUUGUAAAAGAUGACCGCCAUGAAAUCACUGAAGUAGAUGCUACAUUCUCACUAAAGAUUUUUGAUGUAACACUGGAUGAUGACGCUGAGUACACUGUCACAGCCACUAAUACAUUGGGCAGUGUAUCUUCAAUUGCAGAGAUAUUUGUAAACCCAGCUGGGGAAGCUCCAUCUUUUGUAUCCACAUUUACAGAUAUUAGAGUGGAUUACAAGCAAACUGUUGUUCUUGAGGCAGAGAUUAAAGGCGAACCUAUGCCUGAGGUUGUUUGGCUCUUCAAAGGUGUUACGAUUAGUGACACACGUUACAGGAUUGAACAGAUAAAAAAUACUGUGAGGUUGACAAUAGAAGAGGCGUUGCCCAAAGAUAUAGGCGAAUUCACUGUGACACUGACAAACAAACAUGGUGUCACAUCAUGUACUGCUAAUCUUACAGUCAAUUUAGAAGCACCACAGUUUACUAAACCACUCUCUGACACACCCACUCGACUGAGCACUGUUACUGAACUCAUUUGUGAAGUACAUGGCAUACCAAAGCCAGAUGUUAAAUGGUUUAGAAAUGAUAUCUGUUUGGAAGAAGGUCCAAAAUAUCAAAUGGUUUAUCAAGAUACAUCUGCCAUAUUGAGAAUACUAAAUGUGGCUUUUGAAGACACAACUGUGACAUACACCUGCAAAGCUACAAAUAUUGUUGGAGAAGCAACAACAUCAGCCAGACUGUUACCACAAGUUCCAGCCCGCAUCCUCCACAAACCAGAACCAGUUGCUGUUCUAGAGGGUGAAACUGUAGAGCUCUUCGUUACAAUAGAAGGUUUACCCCAAUCAACUGUUGAAUGGUCAGUUAAUGGCUUGAUAUUGUCCACGGAUGACCGCCACUUGAUCAGUUCAACUUCAGAGACCGUCACUCUGACCAUCCCUAAAUCUCAGGUGUCAGAUAGUGCUACAUUCACACUGAUUAUCUCCAAUGAUACUGGAUCUGACACAUGUGAUGUCCCUGUUACUGUUACAAAACCACUGCCAAAAGAGGAAAAACCUGAAACGCAAGCACCCAAGUUUGUUGUUCCCAUUGAGACAGUAGAAACAUUACCAGGGGAAACAGUUACAUUCUCAUGCAAAGCUGUUGGUAAACCUACUCCUGAACUUUCCUGGUUCAAAGAUGAUAAACCAAUAAAAGCAGAUGACAAACAGUUUACAAUUUCUUCCCCUGCUGAUGGUGAAAGCACGCUGGUCAUCACUAAUGUUCUGCCUGUUCAUGAUGGAACUUACACUUGUGAGGCCACUAAUGAAGCUGGAAAAGAUAAAUGCAAGGCAGAUCUGUUUGUUGAAGAAAAGCCAGAAGAAAAGGGCAUUGCACCAGAGUUUAUUAAAGUUCCAGAAAAGUUGACAGUUAGAGAACAUGACACAGCUAAAUUCCUAGUCAAGGUGAUAGGUGAACCAAAGCCUGAAGUUACCUGGAUGAAAGAAAAAGAAUUACUAGAAGAUGCUGAUCUCUAUCACCUUGAAAACUAUGAGGAUACCUACUGUUUUGAGAUUAAAGACACAGAAAAAGAGGAUGUAGGUGUCUACACAUGUGUUGCUGAAAAUGACUUUGGCCGCGCCGCUGUUGACAUUCCCCUGUUCGUGACUGAAAUACCUCGUGAUGAAAGGUUGUCUGAAUCUCCAUUGGUUCUCAAAACUCAGGAAGAAACUCGAGCUCCUGAGUUCAUUGAAGUGUUCAAAGACACAACUGUGAUGGAACAGAACUCACUUCAACUGCAGGCACGAGUGAUAGGUCUCCCUCGACCAGAAGUCACAUGGUACAAGGAUGACAAAGAAGUGAUUAAAACACCAAAUGUCUUGAUAACAUAUGAAGAUGAGGCUGUCAAGCUGAAGAUCUCAUCAGUGAAAAUAGACCAGGAGGGCGUUUACAAAUGUGUUGCCACCAACUCUGCUGGCUCAGCAGAAUGUAUCAGUAGGGUGGUUGUUGAAGGCAAAACUGAAGCUCCUGUGUUCACAAGACCUCUGGCAAACAAAGAGGUUAAAGAAGGUCGACCUGUGAAGUUUGAGUGUGCAGUUGUUGGUCUGCCCCAGCCAGAAGUCUCUUGGUUUGUGAAAGAAUCUCCUGUGGAAACUGGCGUGCACUUCAAUAUUGAAUCCCGUAAAGGAUUUGCUGACGUAACCCACAGCCUUAUCAUUGACUCAGCUCAAGUGGAAGACGCUGGUACCAUCAAGGCUGUUGCUGUGAACAAAGCCGGAGAAGCAACCACAGAGGCAACUCUGACAAUUGAUGAGAAAAAAGAAGCCCCUAAGUUUAUCAAGAAACUUGAAACAGUCGAAGUCAUUGAACUCAACCCUGCAAAGUUCGAGGUUGUUGUCAGUGGGAAACCCAAGCCUCAUGUUACCUGGCUACAAGGAGAUGAGGAAUUGGAAGACUGUGAAGACACCAAGAUAGAAGUUGUUGAUCAGACAUACACACUAACCUUCACCAAGACCAAGCUAGAUGAUGCCAGUGUCAUUACUGCUAGAGCCAAAAACCCAGCUGGCCAGGUUUCCUGCAACAGCAGGCUAAAACUCAUUGCUGCCAAAAAACCCACAUUUGUAAGAAAACUGUCUGAUGCUCUUGUCCCUGAAAAUGGUACUGUUAAGUUUGAUUGCAAGGCAACAGGUGUGCCAAUGCCAGAGAUCAAAUGGUACAUAAACGACAAAGAGCUUGAACCCAGUGAGUUCAUCAAGAUGGAUGUGAACCCUAAGGAUGGAACCUACACCCUGACAAUAGCAGGAGCCACUGCUGACCUUGCUGGUGAGGUUAAGGCUGUAGCUGUCAACAAUGGUGGAGAAGUUCUGUGCUCGGCUCACCUGGAUGUCAGAGGCAGGGCUCCCAAGUUUAUUGAGGCACCACUCAAAUGCACAGUUCUUGAAGGCCACACAGCUGAGUUCCGCUGUAUUGUUGACGGCGAGCCCAAACCUAAAGUGGAAUGGUCUAAAGGCAAAUGGAUGAAAAUUCAGCACGGAGGUCGCUAUACCAUCUCAGUGGAUGAGGCCACAGGGGAGCACGUUCUACAGAUGCAGGAUGUGAAGAGCAAAGAUGCUGGCACCUACACAGUUACUGCCAGCAAUGAGCACGGCUCGGAGCAGGCGCCAGCAACUCUCAUGGUGACUGACAAGGAAGAGGAGGUGGCAGACUGGAAGUCACAGCUCAAGCACAGAGAAGUGAAACGAAUUGAGGCUGAGGAAGAAUCCCCCUGGCAAGUGGAUCUCAAGCAUGUGGAGAUUGAAGAACAAAAGUCCCCAUCUCCAGAAGCCAAACCCAAGCCUCCUAGUCCAGAAAUUGAAAGGAUGGAGUAUCAUCCAAUUGCCAGGAGAGAGAGACCAGAGCUGGAAGAGGGAGAGACCAUGGUGUUCCAGAUGGCACCACGAGAACGUGAAGAACUAGAACAGUUCCAUAAGAUGAGUGCUCCUGUCACAUCAGCUGCUGCUGUUGAUGAAGAAGCUUCACUGGGCUACACUAGAGCAGUCAAAUCACAAGAACUGGAAGAGGCAGAAGAAAUGACUUACGUUAAACAGAAAGCACAAUGGCGCUGGACUGUACCACUACAAGACAUGGCCGUCAAAGAGAGAGAAGCCGCCAAAUUUGAGUGUGAGUUCUCCAUUCCAAAUGUCAAUGUUGUAUGGAAAGUCAAGGACGAAAUUGUGGAGUCCAGUCCGAAGUUUGCCAUCCAGUCUGAUGUCAGCAAGCACGUGCUGGUUGUCAGCAAGUGUAGACCAGGAGAUGCAGGACCAAUAUCCUGCGCUUAUGGUGACAUCGUCACAGACGCUAGGCUUAUUGUACAGCCUGUACCAGCUGAUUUCACUAUGACACUGAAAGACACCAAAGGUAAAGAAAACGCUGACGCCGUUUUCACUUGUUCUACUGACGAUGAUGAGGUUCUGGUGCAGUGGUUCAUCAAUGGCAAACCUGUGACCCCUUCAGACAAAUAUCUUGUCGAGUCCAAUGGCGCCAAUCACACACUGACCAUAAAAGAUCUGAAACCAGAUGAUGACUGUGAGGUCACUGUUGUCAUUGGUGAUAAUAAAUCAACUGCCAAACUAAAAGUGGAAGAAAUAGAAGCAGAUUUCUUGGUGCCUCUUAAAGACCAAACAGCUAAAGAGAAAUCAACAGUUGAGUUUGAAUGCACCCUUACAGUCCCAGCCAGACCAGACCACAUUGAGUGGUUCAUUGGUGGAGAGAGAGUAGACCUGGACUCACCAAGGUUUGAGUCUCUUGUUGAUGGCAACAAAGUGAAGCUUGUCAUCCACACAGUUGAGACAGUGGAUGCUGGGGAUGUCACAGUGCACAUCAAGAAUAAAGAGAGCACUGCCAAGCUUAAAGUUGAAGAAAUCGAGGCUGACUUCUUGAUACCAUUAAAAGACCAGACCGUGAAAGAGAAAUCAACAGUUGAGUUUGAAUGCACCCUUACAGUCCCAGCCAGACCAGACCACAUUGAGUGGUUCAUUGGUGGAGAGAGAGUAGACCUGGACUCACCAAGGUUCGAUUCUCUUGUUGAUGGCAACAAAGUGAGGCUUGUCAUCCACACAGUUGAGACAGUGGAUGCUGGGGAUGUCACAGUGCACAUCAAGAAUAAAGAGAGCACUGCCAAGCUUAAAGUUGAAGAAAUCGAGGCUGACUUCUUGAUACCACUAAAAGACCAGACCGUGAAAGAAAAAUCAACAGUUGAGUUUGAAUGCACCCUUACAGUACCAGCUAGACCAGACCACAUUGAGUGGUUCAUUGGUGGGAAAAAAGUUGACCUGGACUCACCACGCUUUGAAACUUUUGUCGAUGGCAACACGGUCAAGCUGGUCAUCCACACAGUAGAGACUGUAGAUGCUGGUGAUGUCACAGUCAGGAUCAAGGACAAGGAAAGCACUGCCAAACUUAAUGUCGAAGAAAUUGAAGUGGAGUUCACAAUCCCACUCCAAGACCAGACUGUACCUGAACAAUCCAACGUUGAGUUCACCUGUGGGCUCAACAUUGACACCGAUGAUGUCGCCUGGUUCCUGGACGGCGACAAGCUGUCCCCAUCACCCAAAGACGGCAUCGACAUCAAGAAACAAGGGCUCCAGCACUCCCUCAGCAUCGAGGAUGUCUCCCCAGAGGACUCGGGUGUGGUCAAGGUCGUGGCUAAAGGCAAGACCUCCCAGGCUAAGCUGGUUGUGGAAGAGCUGGGUCCAGAUUUUGCCGUGCCACUUAAUGACGUGUCUGUCAUGGAGAGGGCUACAGCUGAGAUGGUCUGUGAACUCACUAAGGAAGUUGAUAAGUCUCAAGUACAGUGGUUUGUGGAUGAGAUUUUACUUCCUGAAGGGGACAGAAUCCAGUUUGUCAAAGAUGUCAAGCAACACAAGCUUAUUAUUUCUGACUGUUGCAUUGAUGAUGAAGGAGUUGUCACAGUGCAAGUUGGUGACAAAAAAUCUUCUGCCUCUCUCUUUGUUCAAGAACUAGCACCAGAGUUUAUCAGCCCACUGAAAGACCAGAGCAUCAAAGAAGGUGAGACUGCAACAUUUGACUGUGAACUCAACAUCGACGGAGCCACUGUCAAAUGGUUCCACGAGGGCCGUGAGGUCAAUGAAGACCAGCGCUACCAGGUCCUGGUGGUCGGGCGGGUACACAAGCUCAUCAUCAAGGAUGCCAUCAUGCCUGACGCUGGAGAGAUCAUGGCCAAAGUUGAGAACAAGUCAACACAUGCUGUUCUCUCAGUGUCAGAAGUCCCUGUCGAUAUCACUGCCGAACUGUCUGAAAUUCACACAGAAGAACACAAAAUGGCUGUAUUCUGCUGUGAGGUAAACAAGGAUGAUGUUUCUGUAGAAUGGCUUAAAGACGGUGAAACCCUGACCCCCAGCAACAAACACAUCAUCCAGACUGAAGGAAGGAGACACUCCCUGGUCAUCAAGGAUGUUGACCAGUCUGAUGUUGCGGAGUACAGUGUGGUUGUUGGGGACAAGAAAAGCCUUGCCAAGCUACAUUUAGAUGAGAUCCCACUCAGGAUGACCCUGACCUUGAGGAAACGCACCUCAGCCAAUGAGAUCAGAGCAGACUUCACCUGCAUGCUGUCCAAGGUGGACCUCCUGGUCUCCUGGUUCAAAGAAGAAGAGAGAAUCGUUGCCUCCCCAAAGCAUGAACUUGUUGAUGAAGGUCGCAUGCAUCAGCUGAUUGUGCAUGAUCUGUGUGUGGAUGACUAUGCUGACUAUCUGGUAGUCAUUGGGUCCAGGCGCAUGACUGGCCUUGGGCUGAAGGAAGAAGCACCUCUAGAGUUCACCAUCCCUCUGACUGAGCAAACGUGCAAAGAAGGGGAGACAGUCACCUUCAAGUGUGAGGUCACAGAGUCCAACCUGCCCGCCACCUGGUUCAAGGAUGGACAGGCGAUCACCUUGUCUGACUUGGUGGUAGCCUCAGUGGACGGCAGGACCCACACACUAACACUGAAGGAUACUCCUCUGGAUGCCUCUGCUGAAUACACCAUCAGAAUCAAAGACAAGGAAAGCUCUGCCAAACUCACAGUCCAAGAAAUUGAAGCAGAUUUCACUGUUCAACUCGCUGACACAGCGGCCCCUGUUAAUGAAACAGCUACCUUCACAUGUGAAGUCACAAAAGAAGACGCAGAAGUGGAGUGGCUGGCCAACAAGGAGAAGAUUGAACCCAGCGAGAAGUUUGAGAUCUCCCGCGAAGGCCGCAAACAUUCCCUGACUGUCCAUGACCUACAGCCUGAAGACAGUGGGGAGUACACAGCGAGAGUGGGAGGCAACGACACCUCAGCCUCACUCACUAUUUCAGAAACUCCCUUGGAAAUCAUCAAGCCUCUUUCUGAGACUGAGGUCACUGAAGGGGAACUUGUCACUUUGACCUGUGAGGUCAACAAGCCCAAUGUCAAGGCCAGAUGGUUCAAGGACAAUGUUGAGCUGAAGCCAUCAGACAUCCUUAGUCUCACAGUGGAUGGUACAACCCACUCCUUGACCAUACCAAAAGCUGACCUCGAGGAUGAGGCUGAGUACACAAUUAAGCUGGAGAACAAGAGCUCAACUGCCCUGUUGCUUGUUGAAGAAGCUCCACUGCGCAUCACCCAACCUAUCUCUGACAUGGAGUGUCUGGAAGGGGAAACUGUCAGCUUUGUCUGUGAGGUCAACAAGGAGAAUGCCCCAGCCAUGUGGCUGAAAGAUGGCCUCAUCAUCACAGAGGAGGAUGGUUACGAGUUCAUCAUGGAUGGCAAGCGACACAUCUUGAAGAUCCCAGAGGCCAACUUGGACCAUGAUGCCGAGUUUAUCGUCAAGAUUAACGGAUGUGAAUCUAAAGCGAGGCUGCGUGUUGAAGAAGUUGCAGCAGACUUCACCGCCACCCUCCACGAUGUUGAAGGUCAAGAAGGCCAAAAUGUGGAGCUGGAGUGUAUUCUAAGCAAACCUGGGGUCAAGGUACGCUGGUUGAAGAACCGCAAGCCUUUAACACCAAGUGACCGCAUUAAGAUUGUUUGUGACCGCUAUCGUCACAUCCUGAGGAUAAUGGACACCAUCCCAGAGGACGAGGGCGAAUACACAGCUGUCUUGCCCAAUGAUAAAGAAUCCUCCGCUAUGCUCAAGAUCUAUGAGAUUCCACCAAUCUUUACCCUGCCACUCAACAACCAAGAGCUGCCAGAGAAAGAGAUGGCCAUCUUUGAGUGCCAGGUGUCCAAGAAAGACAGGCCAGUCAAGUGGCUUAAAGAUGGGAAGGAGAUAACUCUAGAUGACAGAAUACAAGCAAUCACUGAUGGCUAUGUCCAGCAACUGGUCAUUGAAGAUGCCAGGUUGGAAGAUGCUGGAAAAUACACGUGUGUCAUGGGAGAGGAAUCCACCACUGGGGAGCUCACAGUGGAAGAACUACCAGUCGAGAUCCUCAAACCACUACGAAACACCACAGUCACCGAGGGAGAGAAACUGGUCUUGGAAGUUGAGCUGUCCAAGCCUAAUUAUCCAGUCACAUGGAAGAAGGAUGGCGUCACUUUUGUACCACGUGAGAACUCACGUCUCAUCGUAGAUGGCUGCAUUCAUCGCCUGGAGAUUGAUGCUGCUGAUGUGGAUGAUGAGGCCAACUACUCCUUCCAUGUGGCAGAUAAGAGCUGCAAGGCACUCGUACUUGUUGAGGAAUCCGCCAUUGAGAUAAUCAAACACCUGCAAGACCAAAACAUCAAAGAAAAGGAACCAUUCACCUUCACCUGUGAGCUUUCCAAACCUGGGGUCAAGGUGAGCUGGCUGAAAGAUGGAUUCAAAGUCUCACCUGAGGAUGGCUUCAAGGUAGAGGUCAACGGAAACAUCCACACACUGAAGAAAGAUUCUGCCAAACUAGAGGAUGCUGGGAAAUACAUGCUGGUCUUUGAGGACAAGAAAUCUACUGCAAGUCUUGGAGUAGAAGCCCUACCAACAAGCAUUGUGCGCCCGCUAGCUGACAUAACUGUGAUAGAGCACCAAAGUCUUGUACUAGAGUGUGAGGUCAGCCACCCUGACAAAGCAGCGCGCUGGUUCAGGGAUGGGGAGGAGGUGUUUGCCUCGGCCCACAUCAGGCUGACCUCUGAGGGCAAGGUACAUCGUCUGAGUGUUGAGUCUGUUGACCUGGAUGAUGAGGGCAAGUACAAAGUCGACGUCGAUGGCGCUGUCAGUGAGGCCUCUGUCUUUGUGGAAGAUGAACCUCUUGAAAUUAUUAAAGAGCUUCACAACAUUGAAACCAUUGAAGGGGAAACAGCUAAUUUUGUGUGUGAAGUUUCUAAGCUGGAUGCUGUUGCCACAUGGGCUUACAAUGGCAAAACUAUCACAGUUAAAGGGGGUUAUGAUAUCAAAGUAGACGGAAGAGUCCACAUUUUGAAUUUAGAAGGGGUGGAAGUAGAGGAUGCAGGAAAAUAUGUGGUGAAAUUUGAUGAUAAAAUGAGCUCAGCUGAACUAAAAGUCAGAGAGCUGCCUAUUGAGUUCACCAAACCCCUCAAGGACCUGGAGAUCAUGGAGAACCAGCCACUGACUCUCACCUGUCAGGUAAACAAACCAGACCUGGUUGCCACCUGGCAGAAGGACGGCAAGAACAUUGACGCCUCGGACCGCGUCCAGAUUGUGAGGAAUGGCGUAACACACACUCUGAAGAUUGAGAGGGCAGCGCUGGAGGACGACUCUGUGUACAAGUGUACCAUCAAAGACAGGAAGACAUCAGCUAGAGUCACUGUCAAAGAAGAGCCACUAGAAAUUACCAAACCCCUGGCCAGCAUUGAAGUCACAGAGGGACAGAGCAUUGUACUGGAGUGCACCGUGUCUAAGCCAGACCGCACCGCUAACUGGUACAAGAACGGUGUGAAGCUUUCAGCCUCAGAGCUAGUGACCCUUACAUCAGUGAAAGACAAACACACACUGACCAUUGAAAGAGCCACCUUGUCUGACCAAGCUGAGUACUCCAUUAAGGUGGACGGCAAGUCUUCUAAAGCUGAUGUCAAAGUCAUUGAAACUGACCUGGAGUUUAUCCGCCCACUGGAGGAUGUGACCAUCACUGAAAUCCCCAAGACCUUAACAUUUGAGUGUGAGGUCUCAAAGGUCAACGUCCCAGCCAAGUGGUACCACAAUGGUCAGCUUAUCGUCCCCAGCGAUAAGCACGAGUUCUUCGGCAAAGGUGUCAUUCACAGACUGACCAUCAAUGAUGCUGAUGGCAGGGAUGAAGGCCAGUACAAGAUAGAGGUCAAGGACAAAAAGUCUGAAGCUAAGCUUGCUGUUGAAGUCCCACCAAAGGUGUUUGUAGACAAGAAAUACCAGGAAACAGUGGUUCUCAAUGCUGGUCAGUCGACCGCGUUCGAGAUCCCAUUCUCUGGCAACCCUCAGCCCAAAGUCACCUGGACGUUCAACGAUGGUGCGCUACCUGACGCCAAGCGUAUGGAGGCUGAGACCAUCUACAACAUGACCACGGUCAGGCUGGGUCAUGUGAUCAGGGGCGACAGUGGAAACUACACGGUCACGCUUGAGAACACCAACGGUGUGGCUGAUAUCACAAUUAAACUUCUUGUACUCGACAAGCCCUCAGUGCCCAGAGACGUGACAGUGACAAACAUAACUGCUGAGACUGCUACACUAACAUGGCAGACGCCAGAAGAUGACGGAGGAAAGCCUGUCACCUCGUACAUUCUGGAAAAACGUGAGGCCAGCCGUCAGACCUGGAAUGCUGUGGCAGAGGUUAAUGACACAACCCCGUAUGACACUAAAGGUCUUAUUGAAGGCAAGCAAUACGUGUUCAGGGUUGCUGCUAAAAAUGCUGUAGGCACUGGCAAAUUUGCUGAGUCAGAAACUUUCACAGCCAAGAAUCCAUUUGAUGUGCCUGAUGCGCCAGAAUCACCAGCUGUCAAAGAAGUGUUCAAGGACAACGCCCUGGUCACAUGGCAACCCCCAGCCAAUGACGGUGGCUCCCCAGUCACUGGCUACACUGUAGAGAAGCAGUCCACGUUCUCACCUCGAUGGGUCGUGGUCAACAAAUCCCCAGUGGAGGCCACGGAGCUCAGAGUGGCUGAUUUGGUGGAGGACAACUCUUACAUGUUUAGAGUUAUUGCCCAUAACAAAGCUGGCCCUAGCAAGCCCAGUGAGGCCUCACCCACAGUCAAAGCCAAGGACCCAUGGACUGUACCAGGCCGUCCUGGCAUACCAGAAGUUACCGGCACAGACAAGAGCUCAGUUGCCCUCAAGUGGACAGCCCCAGAAUCAGACGGAGGCUCUCCCAUCUUCAACUAUGUGGUGGAGCACAGGCCUGCUGGCACCUCCCAGUGGAUCCGCUCCAACGAGACCCUCACGGUCCCAGACACCACCUUCAGCGUCACUGGUCUCAAGGAGAACAAGGAAUAUGAGUUCCGUGUCAGCGCUGAGAACAAAGCUGGUGUUGGAGAGGCUUCCAAGUCAACACCCCCAGUCAAAGUUGUCAAGCCUAUUGUGGGCGUGUCCCCAAUAUUGCUGGAGCCUUUGCAAGACAUCGCUGUUGUAGCACCCAAUGAUGCAAUCCUUGAGUGUGACAUUGAUGUUGGUGAACCUGAGGCUGAAAUAAAAUGGUACCGUGGCAAGAAAGAGGUGAAGAAGAGUGCCAAGUACGAGAUGAGCUACGAAGACGAAGUGGCUUCACUGGUCAUCCACAAAACAGAGCCACAGGAUGCUGACGUCUACAGAUGUGAGGCCUCAAAUCCUCUCGGCAAAGUGCAAACAGAAGGCACAUUGUCUAUUCACACUAUGCCAACCCUGGAGUAUGACAACCGUCUGAAGAGUGCUCAGACAGCCAAAGCAGGAGCCACAAUUGUCCUCAAGGUCAACGUGAGUGGCAUCCCAUCUCCUUCCAUUUCCUGGCGACUUGAUGGCGAGGCUCUAGAGAAAUCUGACCGCAUCUCCCUGGAGACCAACCAGGAGUACAGCACGCUGACCAUCAAGAAUGCUGCCAUUGAGGACACUGGCGUCUACACUAUCGUAGCUGAGAAUGUUGUCGGAAAAGCUGUUGCUGAUUUUGAAGUCAAUAUCAAAGACAAACCAGGCAAGCCAGAAAACCUGCAUGUGCUGGAGAUAUUGAAAGACAGCAUAGCCAUAGCCUGGGAGCCACCAGCCAACCUGGGAGGGUGUAUUCUCAAAGGCUACGUCAUAGAGAAACGUGAGGCUAACAGAAACACCUGGGCAGCCGUCCAGAAUGUGGACGUCAGCACUAAGACUCUGUCUGUACAAAAGCUUCUGGAAGGCAAGGAGUAUUACUUCCGUGUUGCUGCAGAGAAUGAGCUAGGUGUGGGCGAGGCUGCUGAACUGAUAGAUGGUAUUGUUGCCAAGAGUCCUUUUGAUGCCCCAGAUGCACCAAAGAAACUGACAGCCACAGAGAUCACUCGUUCCCACAUGACCUUGACCUGGGAGCCACCAGAGAGCGAUGGUGGAGCUGCAAUCACUGGCUAUGCCCUGGAGCGCAAGUCCCCGUCCACAUCACGCUGGGUGCGUGUGAACAAGAGCCCCAUCCGCGACACAGUGUACACAGUCAAUGACGUGGUGGAGGGCGGAGAGUACGAGUUCAGAGUCCUGGCUGAGAACCCAGCUGGCUUCAGUAAACCCUCUGCUUCCACUGGUGUUCUGACUGCCAAGGAUCCUUUCAACAAACCUGAGGCUCCCAAACAACCAGAGGCAGUGGACACCACCCGCUCCUCCGUCACCCUCAAAUGGCUGCCACCUGCCAAAGAUGGCGGCAGCCCCAUCUUCAACUACAACAUAGAGUACCGGUCCCUGGGCUCCUCCAAGUGGCUGCUGGCCAACGCCAACAUUAAGGUCCCAGAAACCAGCUUUGUCGUGAAGGACCUGGUCCAGGGAACCGAGUAUGAGUUCCGUGUGGCCGCAGAGAACAAGGCGGGGGUCGGGCCAAUGUCACCCCCCUCUGUGCCCAUAACUGCCAGGGAACCUGUGGUUGGUGAAGCCCCUACAGUUCUUGAAGGCCUACCAGACUUAGCUGUGACUGAAGGAGAUACGGCUAUGUUGGGCUGCAAGAUCAGUGGUCAGCCUGUCCCAACCAUUAAAUGGCUGAAGGACCAAAGGGAAGUAAUAGCAGACAAACGCCAUGAGAUGGUGUAUGAGGACUUUGUUGCCUCCCUUGUCGUGAAAGACGUCCAGGAGAAAGAUGCUGGCAGCUACACUUGUGAGGCUAGCAACGACCUGGGCACUGUCAACACCUCAGGGAUGCUUGAAAUACAGGCUGCACCAACUCUGGACUUUGACAACAAGUUCAGGGAUCUCAUCAGCCUACAUGUGGGGUCCAGCCUGAAGAUCCCUGUACGGGUGGGAGGAAUCCCCUACCCACAUGUCAAAUGGCUAAAAGAGAAUAAAACCCUCAAGACUGGGGGGAAGGUAACUCUAGACUUCCAAGAGGAGAGCACAACUUUGACUGUCAAGAAAAUCAGCAAGGAGGAUGAUGGUCUGUACACACUUAGUGCAGAAAACGAGGUGGGAGAAGCCACAGCCAAGUUUGAUGUUGAAGUCCUAGAUAAACCUGGAGCUCCUGAAGGUCCUAUUGUAGUGUCAGACCUGACCAAGGACAGCGCAGUGUUAACAUGGAAGCCACCCAAAGAUGAUGGUGGCUGUGACAUCACUGCGUACAUAGUUGAAAGACGGGAUGCCAAGAGAGCCGUCUGGACAAAACUGACCACCCUGGAUGGGGUCACUCUUGACUACCAGGCCACCAACCUGGUGGAGGGAAACGGCUACCACUUCAGGGUGAUUGCGGAGAAUGAAGUCGGCCAGUCUGAACCAUUGGAGACCAGCACGCCAGUUGUUCCAAAGAGUCAGUUUGGUAAACCGUCAUCCCCACAAGGACCAAUAGAAUUUUCAGAUAUUAAAGCAGACAGUGCAGCACUGUCUUGGAGACCACCAGCCUCAGACGGCGGAUCCCCCAUCAAGAGCUACAUCAUUGAGAGGAGGGAUGCCAAGAAAACCACCUGGACCAAAAUAGCAACGGUCGACUCAAAGACCUUGACUUGCACUGCCCAAAAACUCCUGGAGGACACACCUUACAUCUUCCGAGUGAGCGCUGUCAAUGAGGAAGGGCAGAGUGAGCCACUGGAAGCUGAUAAGGAGAUUGUUCCUAAAACACCAGCAGCUGUCCCAGGCAAGCCAGUUGGACCGGUCAAGUUCUCCCAAAUUUUGGCGGACUCUGUCACCCUGUCCUGGUCCCCACCAAAGAAAGAUGGCGGCUCCAAGAUCACCGGCUACGCUGUGGAGCUCUCCUCAGAUGGAGGCAAAACCUGGUCUGCUGUGGACACAGUGGAUGCCAAGACCACCAGCCUGGUAGCUAAAAACUUGAAAGAAGGCCAGAAGUACUUGUUCAGGGUGGCUGCUGUCAACAGUGUAGGCAAGGGAGAUUACUUGGAGUCUGAUGCAGUUACCCCUCAGAGACAAAUCACCAAACCUUCCAAGCCUACCGGACCUUUAGAAAUCUCCAAUGUCCAGAAAACUUCAGCCACCCUCUCAUGGAAGCCACCAAGUGAUGACGGUGGAUCACCCAUCACUGGCUAUGUCAUCAUGAAGAGGGACUCCAAACGCUCAAACUGGGCACCCGCUGGUAAAGUGGGCGGGUCCACCACUGAGUUCAAUGUGCUGGAUUUGUUGGAGGGCACUGAGUACUUUUUCAAGGUCAUGGCAGAGAAUAAAGCGGGUCAAGGUGAAGGACUGGAGACUGAGAAACCAGUGACAGCAAAGAGUCCCUUUGACAAACCAUCACCCCCAGUAGGUCCCCUUGAGGUGUCCAAUGUGACAGAAACAACAGCAGACUUGACCUGGAAGCCACCACAAAGUGACGGAGGGUCACCCUUGACCUCUUACAUCAUAGAGUCAAGGCCAACAACUCGCUCUACCUGGAUACAGGCUGGCAAGGUGAAAGGGGACGUCACCACCUUCACAGUGCCAGACCUGCGCUUGGAUACAGAGUACUUGUUCCGUGUCAUAGCUGUCAAUGCUGAAGGUCAGAGUUCACCUCUGGAAGGCAAGGAAUCCGCCAAGCCAACCAAGAAAAUAUCACCCCCCGGCCCACCACAAAAUGUGCGUGCAGCCAGAGUUGGCAUCGACUACGUCACACUCGAAUGGAAACCCCCAGCCACUGAUGGAGGGUCAAAGGUCAAUGGCUACCGCAUUGAAAAAGCAGAAGAGAUUUCUGGUGACUGGGUCAAGGUCGCUGACAUCAAGGCGGUGGACACAACCUACAAGGUUGAGCACCUGAAAGAAAACGUUGGCUACUACUUUGCUGUGUCGGCCAAAAAUGAAGCAGGUCUUGGUGAGCCCUGCGAGACUGAUGCACUGAUUAAACCCAAGAAGCCAGAAGGCCCACCAGGACCUCCAGUUGGCCCCAUUGCAUACUCUGACCUUGACAAGACCACUGUGACCCUCACCUGGAAACCGCCCACCUCAGAUGGAGGCUCUGACCUCACAGGUUACGUCAUAGAGCGUCGUGAGGCUGCCCGCACCCAGUGGACAAAGCUGGACUCGUGUCCACCCUCGGAUACCUCAGUGACCACAAGAAACCUGAUUGAGGGCAAUGAGUACUACUUCAGGGUGUGUGCAGAGAAUAAGCACGGCCGCAGUGAUUGGCUGGAGACUGAUAGCCCAAUCAAGAUGAGAAGUCCCUAUGAAAAACCAACCAGACCCAUUGGACCUUUAGAUCUCAGUGACCUGACCGCCAAGUCAGUGACCUUAACAUGGAAACCACCAGAAAGUGAUGGUGGCACCCCACUGACCGCUUACAUCAUUGAGUCCCGCCCCUCAGCCAUUUCUUCAUGGUCCCCGUUGGGCAAAGUUAAAGGUGAUGUUCUGACAUACACAGCUGAAGACCUAAGGGAGGGCACUGAGUAUCAUUUCCGUGUUAGUGCUGUCAAUCUGGAAGGUCAAGGUCCUGCCCUAGAAGCUAAAGACACAGUCAAGCCAACUAAAAAGAUUGAAUUACCUGGCCCACCAGCCAGUAUAAAAAUCUCAAAGGUCGGACCUGACUUCGUAAACCUGGAAUGGAAGGCACCAACUAAUGACGGAGGGUCAAAGGUCACUGGGUACAAGGUGGAGAAAUGUGAAGAGGAUGGUGAUAAGUGGGUCAAGGUUGCAGAGGUCAUGAGCUAUGACACAACCUACAAAGUGACUGGCCUGAAGGAUGACACCUCCUACCUGUUUGCUGUCUCGGCCAAGAAUGAAGUGGGCUAUGGUGAACCACUGGAAACUGACAAAGGUGUCAAGCCAAAGAGACCAGAGGGUAAACCAAGCCCACCUGUUGGACCAUUAAAGGUCAAGGACAUUGAGAAAACAUCAGUAACUCUAGCCUGGCAGCCCCCAACUGAUGAUGGAGGGUCACCCCUGACCGGCUAUGUGGUUGAGAAGAAGGAGGCUACUAGACCCACUUGGACAAAGGUCGAGCGUGUCAGCCCAGACAAGACCAGUCUGUCCGUGACCAAUCUUCUAGAAGGUUCUGACUACAACUUCAGAGUCUUGGCUGAGAACAAGCACGGGCCCAGUGAACCCAUAGCAACUGAUACCUCCAUUAAACCCAAAAGCAAAUUUGAUGUGCCAAGUAAGCCGCUAGGCCCAGUAGAUUUCUCUGGCUUAGAUGACAGCUCUGUGACUCUCACCUGGAAACCUCCCAGCAGUGAUGGUGGCCAACCUCUCAAAAACUACAACAUUGAGUACCGCGAUGUGCGCAGGUCCACGUGGUCCAAGGCCGGCUCUGUGCCCGCGGACGUCACCACCUUCAAGAUGGAGAAGCUCAUGGAAGGCACUGAGUACAUGUUUAGAAUCACGGCUGUCAACGAAGAGGGAGAAAGCCAGCCUUUGGAAUCUCUGGACACAGUCAAGCCACAGAAACCUGCAGCAACUCCUGGUGCACCUACAAACUUGAAAGUCAAAGACGUUGGUAAAGACUUCGUCAAGGUGGAGUGGAGUCCCCCCAAGUCUGACGGUGGGUCCAAGAUUACAGGGUACAGCCUGCUUGUACGUGAGGAUGGGUCCGAUGAGGCCAGGGAAGUUGGCAAAGUUGGAAGCCUCGAGACGUCCUUCACCUUCAAGAAUCUGAGUGACAAGAAGAAGUACAUCUUUGCAGUGGUGGCAGAAAAUAAACUGGGUCAAGGCGACCAGCUGGAAACAGACAGUCCUGUCAGGCCAAAGAAACCUGCUGCCAAGCCGUCCCGUCCAGUUGGACCAAUCAAAUUUACAGAAAUCACCCGCUCCACUGUAACCUUUACCUGGCGACCCUCUGAAGAUGAUGGCGGGGCAGAAAUCACUGGCUAUGCCCUUGAGUACCGUGAAAGCUGGAAGACGACAUGGACACCUGUGACUGUUGUGGCACCAGACAUCACCAGCUACUGUGUCCAGAACUUGAAGGAGGGACAGGAGUAUUUGUUCAGGGUCAUGGCAGAGAACCCCGUGGGUAGAUCUGAUGCUCUAGAGUCAGACAAGGUCACACCCAAACAUCCAUUUGACAAACCAAGCAAGCCUGAAGGUCCAAUCAGCUUCUCUAACCUUGAGGAAAGCUCAGUGACCUUGACCUGGAAGCCACCCAGCAGUGAUGGAGGCAAGCCCAUCCAGAGCUACAUCAUUGAGUACAGGGACCUGCGUCGUACUGCUUGGAUCAAGGCUGGCUCUGUGCCUGCUGAUGUCACAGCCUACAAGGUGGACAAGUUGAAUGAAGGCAACGACUACAAGUUCAGGGUCAUUGCUGUCAAUGAUGAAGGGGAGAGUCAGCCAUUGGAAUCUCCUGAAACCAUCAAGCCCAUUAAACCAGCUGGAAAACCAAGCUCUCCAAACAACCUGAAGGUCAAGGACAUUGGCAAAGACUUUGUGUCAGUGGAAUGGAGCCCGCCCAACUCAGACGGUGGCUCAAAACUCACCGGCUACCACCUGCUCGUCUGUGAGGACGGCUCAUCAGACUGGAAGAAAGUGGGCCAGGUGGGCAACCUCGAGUCCACCUACACCUUCAAAAACCUGAGCGACAAGAAGAAAUACAUCUUCGCCGUGGCCGCUGAGAACAAGCUGGGUCUCAGUGAGAAGCUGGAGACUGACAGGCCAGUGAAGCCAAAGAAACCUGCAACCAAACCGUCCCGUCCAGUUGGACCAAUCAAAUUUACAGAAAUCACCCGCUCCACCGUAACAUUUACCUGGCGACCCUCUGAAGAUGAUGGAGGGGCAGAAAUCACUGGCUAUGCCCUUGAGUACCGUGAAAGCUGGAAGACAACAUGGACACCUGUGACUGUUGUGGCACCAGACAUCACCAGCUACUGUGUCCAGAACUUGAAGGAGGGACAGGAGUAUUUGUUCAGGGUCAUGGCAGAGAACCCAGUGGGUAGAUCUGAUGCUCUAGAGUCAGACAAGGUCACUCCCAAACAUCCAUUUGACAAACCAAGCAAGCCUGAAGGUCCAAUCAGCUUCUCUAACCUUGAGGAAAGCUCAGUGACCUUGACCUGGAAGCCACCCAGCAGUGAUGGAGGCAAGCCCAUCCAGAGCUACAUCAUUGAGUACAGGGACCUGCGUCGUACUGCCUGGAUCAAGGCUGACUCUGUGCCUGCUGAUGUCACGGCCUACAAGGUGGACAAGUUGAAUGAAGGCAAUGACUACAAGUUCAGGGUCAUUGCUGUCAAUGAUGAAGGGGAGAGUCAGCCAUUGGAAUCUGCUGAAACCAUCAAGCCCAUCAAACCAGCAGGAAAUCCUUCAGCACCAACUAACCUGAAAGUGAAAGAAAUCGGCAAAGACUUUGUCAGUGUUGAGUGGAGUCCACCAAAGUCGGAUGGUGGAUCCAAACUGAUUGGAUACCGCCUGCUGAUCCGUGAAGAUGGAUCGGAUGAGUGGAAGGAAGUGGGAAAAGUUGGUGGGUUUGACUCGUCUUACACCUUCAAGAACUUGAGUGACAAAAAGAAAUAUUUCUUUGCUGUUGUGGCUGAGAACAAGUUAGGCCAGAGUGGUCGUCUUGAGACAGAGAACUCUGUGAAACCCAAGAGACCCUCAUCUAAACCAUCUGCUCCUGUUGGACCAAUCAAAUUCACUGAGAUCACCAGAAACUCCGUGACCUUCACCUGGAAACCUUCUGAAGAUGAUGGUGGUGACUUCAUCAACGGCUACGCCAUAGAGUACCGCGAAUCCUGGAAAUCAUCCUGGGUACCAGCAACAGUCGUGGCGCCAGACAUCACCAGCUACUGUGUCCAGAACUUGAAGGAGGGACAGGAGUAUUUGUUCAGGGUCAUGGCCCAGAACACAGUUGGAAGGUCACAGCCACUCGACUCUGAUUCAGUCAUCCCCAAACAUCCAUUCAGUCCACCAAGUGCCCCUCAAGGUCCACUAGAGACGUCAGACAUGACAGAAACCACUGUCACUCUCACCUGGAAGCCCCCCAAGUCAGAUGGUGGUCAGCCAAUCACGGCCUACAUCAUCGAGCGCCGUGACCUCAAGCGCACCACCUGGACACCUGUGGAGAAAAUCAAGCCUGAGAUAACAUCAUACACUGUCCAGAACUUGACCACAGGUGUAGACUACCACUUCCGGGUCAUGGCUGAAAACUCUGAAGGUGUCAGCCCCCCACUUGAGACGUCUGCUACCAUUAAACUCACAAGACCUCUUGGUGAGCCUGGAGCUCCUAAAGGACCAAUCAGAUUGUCAGAUUUCACUAGCACAACACUGACCAUCAACUGGCUGCCCCCAGAUGAUGAUGGUGGGUCCGAGGUCACAAAAUAUGUCCUUGAAAUCCGCAUUGCAGCCAAGGAAUGGACACAGCUGUCCAAAGUGGAAAGUUUCACCACCAAGUUCAAGGCCACUGACCUGAAGGAGAAGACAGAGUACACUUUCCGUGUCGCUGCUGUCAAUAAGAUGGGCCAGAGCAAAUGGUUGGAGUCUGAUAAGGUUGUUCUGGAGAAGCCACCAGAAAAACCUGGCCAGCCAGAACCACCUCUAACAAUGACAGACUUCAGCAAGACCAGCAUCACCCUCACAUGGGGCCCCAGCCAAUCAGAUGGCGGCUCCCCCAUCCAGCACUACGUCCUUGAGAAGCGUGAGAGCUGGAAGACAACCUGGCAACAUGUCUCCAAGGUCAAGCCAGAGGCACCUGGCCAGAAGCUGACCCACUGUGUCCAAGGUCUUAAAGAAGACCAAGACUACAUGUUUAGAGUGUUUGCUGAAAAUUCUGUUGGGGCAUCCAAGUCUAUUGAAACAACUACACCUUACAAACCAAGAAGCCCAUUCACUGUACCAGAAGCGCCCCAAGGGCCAAUUAUAGUUGACAAUGUAGGCGUCACUGAUAUCACAAUUAAGUGGAAACCCCCUGUUAACACCGGGGGCUUAGAUCUGGUCAGCUACUACAUAGAGAGGAGAGACACCAAGUACACGGCCUGGAUUAAAGUGGACACUGUCAAACCAAAUAUAAACACCUACUGCAUCCAGAAUCUUCUAGAAGGAAACGAAUAUGUUUUCCGAGUUUUUGCGGAAAACGCUGAAGGAAGGAGUGAACCUCUAGAAACUAAAGAAGCCAUAACUCCUGGGAGACCACCAGUGGCACCUUCUAUCCCCACUGGACCAAUCAGAUUUGAGGAUCUCACAGAAACCUCAGUCACCUUGGACUGGCUUCUGCCAAAAGAAGAUGGCGGAACACCAAUCACAGGCCACACAGUCAGGAUGUCUGUUAAUGGCGAGGAGUUCAAGGACAUUGGCAGAACUGAAGGCAAAAGCACCAAGUUGAAGGUCAAGGACCUGAAGACAGGCUCCAAGCAUGUCUUCCAGGUGUUUGCUGAAAACAAAGUUGGAAAGAGCAAACCUUUGGAGUCUGAAACUUUGGUGCCACAGAAAAAAGCCUCCAAGCCUUCUAAGCCAGUGGGGCCACUGCUUGUUCAGGAUGUGUCAAAGACCUCAGCCACCCUCCACUGGAAGCCACCAACGGAUGACGGUGGAGCACCCCUCAAGAACUACCUGAUAGAGAAGAGAGAUGCCACCCGCACCAGCUGGAGCCGCGUGGACAAAGUCUCCCCAGACAUCACCAGCUACUGUGUCCAGAACUUGAUUGACGGCUCUGAGCUGUACUUCCGUGUGUUUGCUGAAAACAAAGUUGGCAUGAGUGAACCUUUGGAGAUGGACAAGCCGGUGAAGAUCAAGAGUCCAUUUGAUGUACCGUCCUCACCUGUUGGCCCAGUCAAAGUCACUGACGUCACUGACAAGACCGCUGUCAUCACAUGGAAUGCUCCAGACUCAGAUGGUGGCACACCUGUGACAGGAUACCUGGUGCAGCUCAGGGAAGCCAGGAGGUCAGCCUGGACCAACUUCAAGGAACUGAGAGCUGAUGAAACAACGAUCACCUUGACCGGACUUGUGCCAGAUAACGAGUAUGUUGCUCAGGUCAUUGCUGUCAACAAGGAAGGUCAAAGUCAAGGUCUCAUCAGUGAACUAAUCAGGCCUCAGAAAAUUUUGUCUUGCCCAAGUGCACCACAGUCACUGUAUGUUAGAAACAUUGGCAAAGACAAUUUGACUUUAGAGUGGUCUGCUCCUGAAAAUGAUGGUGGAUCUAAAAUUAAGAAGUUUAUCAUUGAAAAAUCCAAGAAGGGCACAGAUAAAUGGGAGAAGGUUGUGUCUGUGGAUGGCUACAAAAACUACCUGCAAGUCUCAGACCUAGAGCUGGAGACUGAGUGGCUUUUUGCUGUCUCUGCUGAAAAUGAUGUGGGAGUGGGCGACAAAGCUGUCACAUCUAAGGCCAUCAAGCUGGACAAACCCAUCUAUCCCCCAUCUGCUCCUGAGGGACCUCUAGUGUUCUCAGAAAUAACAAAACGCAGUGCACGUGUCUCCUGGAAACACAGCAAGAAUGACGGAGGCGCUCCCAUAUCCCACUACAUCGUGGAGAAGCGUGAGGGCUGGAAGACAACAUGGCUGCCUGUGGAGAGAAUCAGUGGGGACAAGCUCACCUGUGAGCUGACUCACCUGCAGGAAGGUCAGGAGAUCUUCAUCCGCGUCACGGCUGAGAAUGUUGUUGGACAGUCCAAACCACUAGAGGGAGAGAACCCACUUGUUCCUAAAUCUCCAUACAACAAACCCGGUGCUCCAGAAAGUCUGAAAACCACAGAAAUCACUUCCAGCUCAGCCAGCCUCCAGUGGAAGCCUCCCUCAGACACUGGAGGUCUGCCCAUCACUUCCUACCUGGUGGAGCGCCGUGACAAGCGCUGGGGAUCCUGGAUCAAGGCCGGAGUUGUCAAAGCCACCACCAUAGACGUGCCCUCACUGCUGGAAGGGGCGGAGUAUUUCUUCCGCGUCUCUGCAGAAAAUGAAGAAGGGUUCGGACCUUUUGUUGAGUUAACUGAGGCAGUUAUUCCACUCAGAGAACCAGUUGCCCCAGAAAGGCCAGUGGGACCAGUGAGGUUCACCAACAUCGAGGCCACUGGUCUGAUCAUGGAGUGGCUGCCCCCCAGAGAAAACGGAGGCUCUCCUAUCACAGCCUACAAGGUUGAAGUUAGCUCUAAACAGGACGUGUGGACAGAAGUGACCAUCACAGAUGCUGAUGUCACCAAGAUUAAGGUCAAGGAUCUUACAGAAGGUCAGAAGGUUUGGUUCCGAAUCACUGCUUUCAACAAGGUCGGAGCUAGCAAACCUCUUGAAUCUGACUCUGUAGUGCCACAACGCCAGAAAGGUCCACCCAGCACUCCAACUAAGCCAAUCAGUGCAAAGGUUCUCACAAGAGAUUCUGUGUCCCUGACGUGGGGACCCCCUGAGGAUGAUGGAGGUUCUGGCAUCACGGGGUACAUCAUAGAGAAGAGAGAAGCCCUGAGGAUGAACUGGACCCGCGCAGAAAAGACACUGACUGACGCCACAACUGUCACAGUCAAAGCUCUGGUGGAAGGUAGCGAGUUCUACUUCCGUGUCGCCGCGGUCAACAAGCAAGGCACCAGUCCAUUCUUAGAGAUGGACAAACCAGUGAUGCUUAAAUCUCCAUUUGAAGUCCCAUCUCCCCCUGAGGCACCAUUGAAGAUACUAACAGUAACUCAGGACUCCUGUGAUUUAGAGUGGUCUCCCUCUAAGUCUGAUGGAGGCUCACCCAUCCUGAAUUACUCUGUUGAAAUCCGUGAAUCUCGGCGCAGUAUGUGGGGCAGAGCUGGUGUCACUAAAGGUGAUGUCACCAAGUACACUGCCCGCAACCUGGUUAUAAACAAUGAGUACUUCUUCCGCAUCCGGGCGGUCAACGCAGAGGGGGAGAGCCAGCCAUUGGAGGGAACAGAGUCUGUUACUCCAAGAAUAAAACAAGAGCCACCUGGCAAACCAGUGACCAUUCACGUACCCAAGUCCACUGAGGAUGGACUGACAGUGGAGUGGAAACCACCAACCAAUGAUGGAGGUGCCAGGAUUAAGAAAUACAAAGUACAGAUGAAAGAGGAUUCUCCGUCAUCCAAAUGGGUUGAUGUGGGAACCACCGAUGGCUUCAAGACCAACAUCUCAGUGCCCAAUCUGGACACCAGCAAGAAGUACAAGUUCCAGGUGGCUGCUGAAAAUGAGAUAGGGCUGGGUGAAUACCUGGAGACAGAGAGAGCAGUAGCCCCAACAAAAGCUAUGAAGCCUCCAUCCCCACCUGAGAACCUGCGGGCCACUGAGGUGCAGCGCGACGCGGUCACCAUCGCCUGGGACCACAGCAAGAGUGACGGAGGAUCUCCAGUCACCAACUACAUCAUAGAGAAGAAGGAAACCUAUAAAUCCUCAUGGGCUCACGUUGACAGGGUAAAAUCUGUUGUCACAUCAGCAGAAGUUCUGUACCUGACAGAGGGUCAGUCUUAUGACAUCAGGGUCAUGGCAGAAAAUGUGGCCGGAAUAUCCGAACCAGCUGUCCUAGAUGAUGCAGUAGUCCCACAGAGCCCAUACAAGCCCCCAUCAGCUCCAGUUGGCCCACUAGAGGUGAAAGAUAUCACAAGCACCACUGCUACCAUCUCAUGGAAGGCCCCUGAGAAAGAUGGAGGCUUACCCAUCAAAAGAUACACCAUAGAGCGCAGGGAUGCCAAGAGGCAGGCUUGGAUGAAGGUGGAUGCUGUCAAGCCUACUGUCCACACCUUUGAGGUGACUGGACUCAUGGAGGGGAGCAACUACAUUUUCAGGGUGUUUGCUGAAAAUGCUGAAGGUGUGAGCAGCCCUCUAGAGUCAGAUGCCCCAGUGACAUGCCGUAGAGCACCUGAAAAACCUGGCUCACCAUCUGGCAAGCUGAGAGCAAGUAAAAUCCAACCUGAUUCAGUAACCCUUGAUUGGUUGCCACCUUUAGAUGAUGGUGGUUCCCCCUUAACAGCCUACAUCAUUGAGGCAAUGGACAGCAAAUCUAAUGAAUGGAAAACAGUGGCUGAGGUUGAUCCUAACGCUACACGACAGCUGAUCAGAAACCUGACUGAAGGAGAGCCAUACAGGUUCAGGAUCUGUGCCCAGAAUGUGAUUGGUCGCAGUAAGCCUGUAGAGACAGAGUCUACUGUUGUUCCGUCAAGACCACUGGAGCCACCAGGAGCACCUCGAGGUCCAUUGAAAGCUGAGAAUGUCAGCAAGGAUUCUAUCAAGCUCUCCUGGCAACCCCCUCUGGAUGAUGGUGGCUCACCUAUAACCCACUACAUCAUAGACAAGCUGGACAUUCAAAGAGGAGGCUGGGUCCGCGCUGCCCGUGUGCCAUCCACCAACACCAACUGUCUGGUCAGUGGCCUGGUGACUGACCACGACUACAACUUCCGCAUCUACGCUGAGAACAAGCUGGGUGUGGGUGAACACCUGGACAUGAAGGCCUCCAUCAAGUGCAAGAGUCCUUACAAUGUUCCAUCCAGUCCAAGAGACUUGGUCGUCUCUGACAUCACAGAUGAAUCUGCCCAGCUGGACUGGUCACCCCCAGAGGAAGACGGAGGCACUGAAGUCCUGGGAUACCUCAUAGAGAAGCGCGAGGCAGGCAAGCAACAGUGGACGCGAGUUGGACACACUGAGGCCAAGACCAGGUCCAUCAAGGCCCGCAAUCUUCUGGAGGGCCGUCCUUACACAUUCAGGGUGAUGGCAGAAAACAUGGAGGGUCUCAGUGAACCUCUGACACUGUUGAAGCCCAUCACACCAGAGAAACCCAUAGAGCCCCCAGGCCCACCUCAGGAUGUUGCCUGCCUCUCCAUUGACCGCGACUCUGUCACACUUGAGUGGCAGAAACCCCGAUACGACGGAGGCGCACACAUCACAAGCUACAUCGUAGAGAAGCGUGAGGGCAAGGCAGCGUCAUGGGUGACAGCUGCUGACACAGAGGGCACCACUUGCAAGUGUGUGGUCAGGGGCCUGAUUGAGGGGUACGAGUACGAGUUCAGAGUCAGGGCCAAGAACUCUGCUGGUCUUGGUGAACCUGGAAACUUGUCAGCCUCGGUUGUACCCUCAAAGCCACUGGAAAAACCAUCAGCCCCCAUUGGACCACUAGAGCUAACAAACAUCACAGAGGACACGGUCACUCUGAUGUGGUCAAGUCCUAAAUUUGAUGGUGGCAGUCCUGUCAAACACUACAUCAUUGAGAAAUCUGAUCUGAGACGUCCAAAGUGGCUUAGAGUGGAUUCUAUACCUUCUGAUGAAACCACAUUUAAGGUUGAGAACCUUCUGGAAGGUGUUGAGUACCAGUUCCGUGUGAUGGCUGAAAACAAAGUGGGCAUCAGCCAGCCUUUAACAUCAGACCAGACAGUCAAACCCAAGAGUCCUUAUGGACCUCCAUCUAGCCCGGUUGGUCCAAUCAAAACCCUGCAAAUAACAAGAGACUCAGCAACCAUCCAAUGGCAGCCUCCGUCAUCUGAUGGGGGUUCCCCAAUAACAAGCUAUGUGGUGGAGCGCCAUGAGGAGGGGAAGAGAGCCUGGAUGUACUGCGGCCGCACAGACUCAUCUGUCAACAUCUUCACAUGCGCAGCUUUGUAUGAAAACCAAGAACAUUUCUUCAGAAUUUACGCUGAAAACAAAUAUGGCCGCAGUAAGCCGCUAGAGUCUGACAUUGCAAUCAUUCCAAAGAGAGUAUUUGAUAAACCCUCACCCCCUGAACACCUGAGGGCCGAGAAGGUGGACAAGGAUUCCCUGACCCUCGUCUGGUCCCCACCUGAGGAUGAUGAUGGGACAAUCACCAGGUACAUCCUGGAACAGAAGUUGGCUGACUCCGACAAGUGGGAGAAGAUUGCUGAAGUCCCAGGCAAAACUAAAUGGUUCAUGGCCAAGAAUCUCCCUACAGGUAAAUCUCUAGUUUUCCGAGUAUCAGCUGAGAACCCAGCUGGAAGAAGUCAACCAACAGAGCUCUCCAGUCCUGUUGCACUUAAAGUUAUAAAAGAAAAACCCAAAGCAAUCAAGAAAGCUCCGAGUGUAGACGAGAUUGGUGAAACUUUUGUACAACUGUCAUGGCUGCCUCCAGAGUCAGAUGGAGGCUCUCCUGUGACUGGCUACAUCCUGGAGAGGCUGGACAUGAGUGGAAAAUCCUGGCUACCUGUGACUAAACAGCCAAUCAAAGAAUUGAGUUAUAGAGCAACAGACUUGAAGAACAACCUGGCAUACGAGUUCAGAGUCAGAGCUGAAAAUGGUGUGGGCGUGUCUGAGCCGUCACCCUCUUCAGAGCCGUUCAUCUGUGGACAUAAAAUAGCUCUGGAUGCUCCAAAGUUCAUAGCCGAGUUUGGUGACCUAUCUGUGCCAGUGGGUCAAGAUGCCAAGUUCAUGUGUCAAGUGAUUGGUCUGCCAACACCCGAAGUUUCUUGGUUCCGCAACUACAGGGAAGCUUACGAGGGAAGGAAGUGCUGGAUAAGACAUGAGGCCACCAACCAGACUCUGAUCAUCAAGAAUGUGGAGUUUGCUGAUGCUGGGGACAUUGAAUGUCAGGCUAGAAACAAGUACGGAGCGGUCAGCAUCAGGGCCAAGCUUCAUGUGCUAGCUGCACCUCAGAUAGACUUCUCAGACAGCUAUGGCAAGGGCCUGCGCUUCUGCCGUGGCGACACCAUCAAGGUGCGCAUCCCAAUCUCAGGCACCCCAACACCCAGCACCACCUGGUCAAAGGGUAGGGAAAUCCUGGAGGUCGGAGGUCGCAAAGGUCGUGUGGACAUUGUCGGCACCAACUUGCACACCACCUUGAUCAUUGAGGACUGCCUCAAGUCAGAUGAGGGGCACUACACAUUACAGGUGGAGAACCAGCUUGGUUCAGCCAUGGUAGACAUUCCUAUCCUUGUUGUUGAGCCCCCAGACCCUCCCCAACAGCCUGUGAUCAAAGAAGCCGACAAACACAGUGUCGAGCUGUCGUGGACGCCCCCUCAGUACGACGGAGGAUCACCCAUAACUGGAUACGUUGUGGAGCGCAGGGAUCCAAUCACAGGCAUCUGGAGGUGGGCCCUGGCCACUCCGGACGCUUUCUGCACAGUUGCCUGUUUGGAGGAACACGGAGAACACAGGUUCCGCGUCAUGGCUGAAAACAGAUUUGGCGUCAGUGAACCGAGCAGAGAGUCUGAGAUUGUUGUGACGAAGGAAGCUUUGCCUUCAAUUAACUAUGAUGAGCUCUAUGAUGAAAAAUUCCUAGGAUCUAUUGUUGAUGUGAACUGCAUCAAAGGAGAUGUCCUCGGGAAGUAUAUCAUUUGUGAAGAGCUCGGAAGAGGGGCUUUUGGAGUGGUCCACCGUGCCGUAGAAAGGGCAACUGGCAAGAACUGGGCAGCCAAGUUCAUCCACUGCCGCCCGCAGGACAAGGACAUCAUCAGGCACGAGAUUGACAUCAUGAACAGUCUACAUCACCCCAAACUUCUGCAGCUUCACGAGGCCUUUGACCAGAGAGGAGAGAUGGUCAUGAUACUGGAGCUGCUGAGUGGAGGUGAGCUGUUUGACAGGCUGGUGGAGAAGGAGUACACACUGACAGAGGAGGACUGCAUCACCUACAUGCGGCAGAUCUGUCAAGGUGUGCAGCAUAUGCACCACAGCAACAUACUACACCUGGACCUCAAGCCUGAGAAUGUGAUGUGUGUGACGAGGGAUAGCAACGAUGUCAAAAUCAUUGACUUUGGUCUGGCCCAGAAACUUGAGGAAGGGAAGUCAGUCAAAGUUUUAUUUGGUACAGCAGAGUUCUGUGCCCCUGAGAUCAUCAACUUUGAGCCUGUAUCAUUCUCCACUGACAUGUGGUCACUUGGUGUGGUGGCCUAUGUGCUACUCAGUGGCUACUCACCAUUUGCUGGUGAUGACAACCACCAAACAUUCCAAUUUGUUAACCAAGCUGAUUAUGACUUUGAUGAUGAGGUCUGGGAGUUUGUCUCAGACGACGCUAAAGACUUCAUCAAACGUUUGCUCAUCAAGGAUAAAAAACAAAGAUUAACUAUUGAUGAGGCUUUGAAUCACCCAUGGCUCAAUCCACACCCUCGCGCUCCUGCUGCUGUAGUUGAUGGAUCUGCUCAAAAGAAACUUACUGGUCAGCCACUGUCCACUGCCCAUCACAAAGACUACAGGACACGAACCAAGCACAAGGAGGAUGAGAUGGACGUCCUGCCUAUUGGCAAGCUGUCCAGGGACAGUGCUGUCAUGAGGAAGGAAGGAGACUUGGGCAUUGUGAUGAGGAAACUUGUCAUGGAAAUGCCAGAGCAUGCCCCAUCCUUCAUAGAAGAACUUUCACAUGUGACAGGCUAUGAAGGGUCAAGGACACAGUUGGCCUGCAAGGUCAUUGGCAAACCUACCCCACAAAUUACCUGGUUGAAGAAUGGCGAGACCGUGCCUGAAGAUGAGCGCCACCACACGACCUUCAAGGACGGGGAGGCAACUCUCCAGAUCAACGUCCUCAGCACAGAGGACGCUGGGACCUACACCUGUCAGGCCGUCAAUGACCUGGGGGUGGCAGAGACCAGCGCAGAUGUUACAGUUGAAGAGGUCAGGCACAGAAGAAAGAGGAUGGAAGAUGAUGAGGCAUCAAUUAGGUUCAUGCGUCCGGCCCAUGAGUAUGACAUGACCAUGCUGGACACCAACAUAGCACCUGAGUUCACCCUGCCUCUCAUUGACCAGUCCAGAGCUGUUGGGGAUGAGGUGACCUUCACAGUAACAGUGACCUGCCGACCCGAGCCAGAUGUCACGUGGUACUUUGGCAGCGAGAAAGUCCUGAGAUCCAGCAGAAUUUCAUUCCAUCACGAGAAGGGGGUCUACCGCAUGACCAUCCUCAACCUCAACCUCAAAGACGCCGGAGAGUGGAAGUGCCAGGCCAUCAACGCCUAUGGCGAGGCCUGGUGCUCUUGUGACCUAAAAAUAAUCGAGCACAUUCCAGAAGGUCACGUCAAGCCCAGGUUUGUCAGGGAGCUGGAGUACAUGACCGUCACCCAGGGCAGUCUGGUCAGGCUCGAGUGUGCUGUCACUGGCCAGCCCAAACCUCAGAUUAAAUGGUACAAAGAUCGUCUGAGGAUUGACUCCGAUGCCCACUACAAGAUCCGAUCCUAUGAAGAUGGCACCGCUACUGUGGUGAUUGAGGGCGUCAAUGUUGAAGAUGCUGGCGCCUACAUGUGUGUGGCAGAAAAUGAUGCAGGAUCAACUUCCACUGAGGCCAGGAUACGUGUACAGAAGAUCUACGAGGAGAGACCCACACAGGACAUGACCACCUCACGUUUGGAGGGUCUCCCCAGGCCAGAGGACGCGCCUUACCUGAAGUACCGCACCCUGGUUCCACCUGACUUCACAGCCAAGCUGAAGAACAAAACAGCGCCAGAGGGCAGCACUGUCAGGCUGAGCUGCUCCGUCACUGGAGUUCCAGCACCCGCGGUCAAGUGGCUGAGAGAUGGUCAGGAGAUCUUUGAUGGUCAUGAUUACACCAUGAGGAACAACUACGGCCUCCUGUCUUUGGAGAUUGUUUACGCCAAACAAUCCCUGGCAGGCAAAUACACAGUCGAGGCCUCUAACAGUGAGGGGUCUGUCUCAUGCUCAUGUACCCUCGAUGUUGAAUGUGAAGAAGAGGCCUCCAGCAUAGAGCUAGACUUCCUGAGACCAAAGUUCUUGAAACAGAUUGAAGAGCUCUAUGUCAAUGAAGGGGAAGAUGCCACCUUCACAUGUAUUGCUACUGGCAAGCCAAUGCCUGCCUUCAAAUGGCAACGCGAUGUGAUCAACAUCACCGCUGGCAAGAAUGUUGAGUCUGAGUGGGACAACCAAGGCCACGCCCACCUGACCUUGAAAAACGUCAAGCCCUCAGAUGGUGGUCUCUACUACUGUGUGGCCUACUCCCGGUCAGGUCGGGCCAAAUGCUCCGCCUACCUCCAUGUCAAAGCUAAAUCCCCCUCCCCCGUCAGCACCAAAGAAACAGCUGAAUAUGCCAGGGCCAGCUAUAGAGAGGUGAGAUCCUCUGAGAGAGGAUUUGCUAACCUGGGCUCACCCCCCACCCUGGCCCUCAUGUUGCCCAACUCAUUGGACGUUGUUGUUGGGGAGAGGCUCAAGUUGGACUGUUCCGUACAGGGAUUCCCAGUCCCACUUGUGACUUGGCAUAAGGGAGACAGAGAGCUCAUGUAUAGCCAGCGCCAUCGCAUCAUCCUGUGUGGAACUCUCCAUACCAUGGAGAUUCCUCAAACCAUGACCAUAGACAAGGGAGAGUACAUCGUCAGGGCAACCAACAUCUACGGAACCAUUGAAACCUCUUGUCAUGUCAACAUCUUGCCUCAGGGAUCUAAAGUUGCUGUACCACCAGACUACAGACGUGAGGCAAUGCGAGAUGCUGCUAGAAUGAACUUACAAGACAUAGACGAAGAAUGUGGAAGAGAAGCUGUGGGUUCGGCACACAGACGACCACAAGCACCUUUCUUCAUCAAACAUUUGCCCAAAACAAUUGACGUCAUGCAAGGCGUUGAUGUCAGGUUGGACUGCAUCCUGCGUCGCGGCAUUGAGCUGAUCAGAUGGUCCACUUCACCUGAUGUUGAGAGAACAAAGAAAGACCUUGCUGAUGAGGGCUACCAUGGAGAUUUCAUUCCCAUGAGUAAGAGCUCUCAAGACAAGGAGGAAAGAAAAUCAGACCGCGACAGUAGACUGGAACACCCCCUCUUCUUGACCACACCCCAGGAUCUGGAACGUCCAGUUGGAAGUGAGGCUGUGUUUGAGUGUACCAGCUCUGGCAAUCCUGAGCCUGAAAUCAAAUGGUACAAAGAUGGCAGAUUACUGAUAGCUACAGGAUCAGUACAAAUGACCACAAUAGGAAACAAACAUAAGUUGAAACUAAAAUCCAUCUUAAGAUCCGAUCAAGGUGAAUAUGAGUGCAAGGCCAAAUCUAUCGCAGGGACAAAGACUUGUGGGGCUGUCUUAACGGUGGUUGAUGAUUCCUCUGACCGCAGACCCUCUAAAACGCAACCAGUUGUUGAGGAGGAUCAACAAACAUCGUCAGACAGCAAGACACAAGAAUCCAGUCCCAAACAAGAAAAGAAAGAAGAAAAAGAAGACAGAUUAGGCCAACAAACAGAUGGCAAGCAAGACAAAUUAAAUGUCCAAUAUGAAAAACCACAAAAGCCUGCUUUCAGUCAACCCCUUCCCAAGACCACCAGCGCCAAACAUGGGGAGGACGUUGAACUCUUGGUUCAAGUGUCCCCUGGGGAGGUGGCCAGUGUCAAGUGGGAGAUGGAUGGAAAGGAGCUGCCCAAGGAAGCUCGUUUCUUUGUUUCCUGUGGUCAAGCCAUCAACGAACACAAGUUAACCAUUUGUAAAGCUACAGAAAAAGAUUCAGCCAAAUACACAUGUGUGGUCACACUCAAGGAUGGUGACCUCAUUCACACCUCCACCAAAGUGACCAUAGCAGCUGAAGAAACAAAUGAAGAAGGAUUUGAACCUCACUUUACAACAAAAUUAAAAGACACAACUGUCAAGGAUGGGGAGGGGCUGACCUUGGAGUGUGAAAUUGAAGGCAACCCCCGCCCCCAGAUCUCGUGGAUCAGGGAUGGUGUGGAGAUUUUUGACAGUCAGGACUUCCAAAUCUCUAUGAUUGGCUCCCAUUGUAAACUUCAAAUCAAUGAGAUCUACCCUGAAGAUGAGGGCAAAUACAGCUGUAAGGCAGUCAACAACUUAGGGGAAGCAAUCACUGCUUGUUAUGUUUCUGUUGAAGAACUGGGCGGCUACGUGUCGGCCGACUCCGCUUCCACCACCUCGUCUAGAAGUAACGGUAAAGCCAAAGAGAAAACAGACGGCACAGAAGAUAAAGCAACUUCCGCAAAAAAGAAGUCUCAGAAAGUGCCAGAAAAACCGGAAGUAGCCCCAGAGCUGGUGGUCAAGCCCAGGAGACAGUUCACCGACGACGGGGCCACCGCCAAGUUCAAGGCCAGCUUCGACGGGUCAACGAGUACAAUUCUGUUUUGGAGCAAGGAUGGGGUCGUGCUGAUCUCGGAUGAGCACUUUAAGAUUUACGAGGCCGGCGGAUUCCAUUAUCUAGAGGUCGUACACGUCACAGCAGACGACACAGGGAUCUACGCGGUCACGGUGCAGAACUCAGCAGGCUCGGACACUGCUUCUGCCGAGUUGGAAGUCUUUGUGAAGCCAAAACUUCUGUCUAAAUCUGGACCAGAAUGGGAGCAGCCAUUGAAAGAUUUAGUGGUGCCAGAAGAUGAAGAGAAUGUGGAGCUGAAAUGUGUUGCUAAAGAUAUCACAAAACCUACUAGCAAAUGGUUCCACAAUGGCCAAGAAAUAUUUUCAGGGUUCCGUAUGAAACUGUCCCAUGAAGCACAGACUAGCACGCUGAGCAUUAAGAAGAUCCGCAGGACUGACGCAGGAGAGUUUAAGUGCAUAAUGGCAGGAAGUAACGGAGAACUAGAGACCUCGUGUCAUUUAAAAGUUGGAGAAGACGAGGAACUGGAAGCUCCAGUAUUUGUGAAAGAAUUAGAAGACAUAGAGGUAGAGGAGGGAGCUAAGUUGGAGCUGGGAGUUGAGGUCACAGGCGAACCGCCAAUCGAGGUGUUCUGGUACCACAAUGAUGUGGAAAUAACUGAGGACAGCCCACAUUUCUUGCUGGCGUCAGUGGGUACCCUUCACACCCUAACUCUGUCCUGUGUUACCUUGGACCAUGCUGGAGAGUUUGUGUGUGAGGCUUAUAAUAAUUAUGGCGAUACUGACACCUUUUGUCUAGUAGAUGUGAAAGAAGUAGAACACCCAGAAGCCCCAGAUUUCAUAACCCAACCCAUACCUUCACUCACCUCACAAGAGGGGAAAACUGUGACCUUCACUUGCCAUGUCAAAGGUCAACCUCAACCCCAGGUCAUAUGGGAAAAGGGAGGUGUGGCCAUAGCAUCUAGCCAAAAAUAUAAACUGACUCAGAUCCAGGACAAGCACAGUUUGUUUAUAUACGAUGUUGACCAGUCUGAUACGGGGGAGUACACCUGUCACCUGCAAAACAGCGUAGGUAAAACAUCCUCCACCUGCACUCUACACCUGGCAGAUGAUGAAACCAGGGGCACAGACGAGGUCAAGGCUGCUUUAAAAAUGAGGCUGAGCAAGCUCAGAGAACUACACUCUGAAACUGAGUACCCAGCUACGGUUGGUGAGCCAAGGUCUCAUGUGAGUGCACACACCCUCCCCCCUGACACUGAGCACCCAGCUGCACCCAUUGAGCUGAGACCCCAUUCAGGUGCACACAAGGACCCCAAACCACCUGUGCCUGCCCCUAGGACUAAAACUCUACAAGACUACAAGGCCACAGUUGCAGCAAAGUCUGCAGGCGUCAAUACUUACAACACAGAGGACAGUAACCCAGUGGCUAAUAACAGAGCAACUGACUAUGCUAAAAUCAAACCAACAGACAAUGAUAAAAUCAAAUCAACAGACAGUAAUAAUAUCAAACCAACAGGCAAUGAUAAAAUCAAACCAGCAGACAAUGAUAAAAUCAAACCAACACAUAAUGCUAAAAUCAAAUCAAUAGACAAUGAUAAAAUCAAACCAGCAGGCAAUGAUAAAAUCAAACCAACAAAUAAUGCUAAAAUCAAAUCAACAGACUAUGAUAAAAUCAAAUCAACUGGGUAUUCAAAAGAGAAUUCCCCUUCUCAUCCUAACCAGCCUAAUGAACCCAUAUCUGACUUUAGAUCUGUUCUACACAAAAAAUCUAAAACCCAAACGGGGGAGAAGUUAAAGAAGGAUUUACCCAAGAAUGAAGAACCUAUAACUGAUUUUAGAAGUCUUUUAAAAUCUAAACCUAGAGAGUCUAUUGUUCCGGAAAAUUCUGGAACCAAGCAGAAGGAGAUAGAUUUUCGUGAAGUUCUCUCUAAAAGUAAGGAUAAAAAUGUGAAAAGUAUUUCCAAGGAAACAGAUUCUGUGAAAACCAUUCCAAAUUUAGCAGGCCCUGUUGACAUAGUGCUAUCUCACAGUGACAAAUCUACAAUUGUGUUUUCAAAUCCUGAGCCUUUAACUGUCCAUCAAAAUAACUUACACUCUAGUGAGAUAACAUCCCAUAGAAAAGGUGGCGUGGAUGUUGGGAAUGUGUCUGACCAACCAAAACCUUCUACAGACCCAGUUUUUGUGGCAACUCCCAUCAUUCUCAGAGCUAAUGAGCUCAGUGUUCAACCUCCUUCAUCAUCAGCUCACCUCACAUCUAAAGAUUUAGACGCGGUUAACGGUUACGAUGAAGGUGACAACCACAGUUUCGAGCAGGAUAAAGCCAAUGAAAAGUUCACCACUACGAUGAGCCUGGUCAUAUCCCCAACAGCUGUUUCUGUCAAACAGGACAACAGCGGUGGUUACACAGCCGUCCCCAUCCAGUUCCACGCUGCAGGUGUUCACAGUUCCACCCCACCCGGUGCUUAUCCCAACACAACAGAAAAGUCUUUCAGUCUUCCACUUAGCUCCCCAGUGAACAUGGUGCUUGUCAGCUCAACAGACCCAGAGUCCAAAAGAUUAAUGUCAGUCCACAUAAAUAGCUCAAAAGAUGACCAAUUCUCUUACAAUGUACCUGAAAUUAAAGAAACCCAUUCCUUACACGUUGAAACAAAUCCUGGUGUUAAUAGUAUAAAUCUCGCUAAAGUUAAUCUUGUAGAAAAAGCUGAAGAUAUUUCCUCUCAGACCAACUCUAAGAGUCUGAACACAGAUCCAUCUGAAGAAACAAGCACGCGGAGAAUAAGUUACAUUGAAUUUCUACCCAGUGCCCACACCAAACUGCUGACAUCUGAAUCCAUCUCACCAAAUAUGCCCAAAUCUGCCACUCUGCCUAGGUCAUUCUCCCUACACACUGACCACCCCUUCUCGCUAGACGGUUCAUCACUUGGUUGUGAAACGAACACAGAAGACUGUGAUGUUUUCUCUGAAGAUUCCGAUGAUUUGUCCUCGUCCAUCUCCGAUACAUUAUCCUAUCAAGAUUUCGGCAACAGUUCUUUAAAAAACCUGAGGUCUACUACCACUGAAGCUGGUUUUUCAAUGGAUAGACCAUUAAGUUCUACUAUACCACAAACCUAUACAAAUGGUGCAAAGAAAUCCUCAGAUUCUAGAACUUCUGUACAGUUUGUUUCAACAGAAAAGGAUGAAAAUUCCAAUACCAAAUCCUCCACGUUUAAGCUAAACUCAAACAGGUCGAAGUCCACAUCGUUUAAGCCAGACUUAGAAUGUGAUUCUGAUGAUUUCCGUGCGGUUAAGCUUAGGUCAUCAGGUACAAAACCUGCAGUAAACUCCCAAUUCAGGUCUAGCAAAAACCUGUCUCAGUCCACGGAGAAUUUGUUUACACAUGUCAGACUCAAACCUGUUAAUGCUAAAGCUGAAAACUCCAGGAGAUCACACGCACCUAUUCUCGAUAGGGUUCAACCUAAGGCUAAGAGCGGUAACUUUUCCAGCGUUGCUGACGUGAAAUCAUUUAACACUUCUACACGUUUUACAAGCUCAUCCAAAGUCACAGACCGUUUUCCUUUAAGGAGAGAUCACCCUCCAUCUACAAAGAAAGAUAAUCUAACAACUAGAAACAGAGACAGCAAGGAAGUCAUUAAACCUAAAGAUAUAAUCAGCAAGUUCGAGAACUUUUCUCAAGGCAAAAAUAAUUCAUAUGCUGAGUCACCAAUAACUUCUGCUAAAUCUGAAACUUCUGCUAAAAUUAUCGAAAGUUCUUUUACAACGGACUUAAAGCUUUCAAAACAAGUCCCAUCUCACCAGGAACGAUCUGCCGUAACCAAAGAAGCUAGUUUUGACAGCAAGCCAGAUAAAAAUGUGAACUUAUCAGACCAAAAAAGUUUUGAGCCAAAGAAAAUGUUAAGCGCAAUUGGGAAGUCUUCAUCCAAUGAUGAACUUCUGCAAGAAAGUUUUGUGAAAAACAAACCUCUUGACUGGGUGAAAAUCAAAUCUGCGGAUAAAAGGUUUUCUUUGCAAAUCGAAAAAGCUCCGUUUAGCUCUAGAAGAUCUGUGUUUGAAGGGCAGGAUGAUACAACUGCACUGAAGACAUUGCUGAAACCAAAGAAAGAGAAGAAGGAAGCAGUGGAUGCUGGGAGCUUCAAGAACAAGAAGGAGCUGUUCGAGAGCUUGCAGCAGAAGGCUCAGCUCAUCUCUGAGAGCCCGGAGGUGGUCGGUAGUGGUCAUAGCAAGAGCCGGGUCAUACGUGAUAAGUCACCGAGAGGUGGGGUCAUAGGGUCAAGGGUCAAGCAUGAUGCUAAGCCUGAAUGGGUGAGUAAAAAGACGUUGAGGAACGUUGGUGCUAGGAUGGUGGAUUCUGGUGUGGGAAAACAUACUGACCAAUCAGUGAGUGAUGUUCGGAUGUCUAAAUAUACUGACCAAUCAGGAAGUGAUGCUAGGCUUUCUAAAUAUUCUGACCAAUCUUUACAUGAUGUUAACAAUGUUGGAAAACAUUCUGACCAAUCAGCGAGUGUUGGAAGUAGGUUGUCUAAAUAUACUGACCAAUCAUUGAAUGAUGAUAAGUUGUCUAAAAAUACAGACCAAUCAAUGAGUGCUGCUAGUAGUAAUGCUGUAGCAACAGAGAGACAUAGUACCGUCACCAAAAACAAAGCUGAAACACAUACUCUGGCACCACAGCCAGCAGCAGUGCCAUCAGAAGACAAGCCAUCUCAGAGAACUUCACCCCCAAAAGCUGGUAAUGAAGUUAAUAUGCCAAUAGAUGAUAAAAUCGUGGAAAUUUCUGAUAAAAAAUUAUCCAAAAUAUCGGAAAACAUUCAGCAAAAAAUAACCACAGAAAGUAUUACACAGCAGACAUCCAUUCGACCAGCUCGAUCUAAACCAGACGCAGACGACAAAAACGAAUCAUCUUCCACACAACCAUCAGCUACAUCUGCACCAGAGCAGCAGGUCGAAAUCCCCAAAACUUCCAAGAUUUCAGAGUCAUACUUCCCCACGCCAGAGGACAGCGCGGAAAUCCCCAAUGUGGCCCAGUGGCGAAAAUCCCGACUCAGUCGUGCCAUCCCUUUCUACCCCACCCACGACAACGAACCCCUCUACCCCACCGAUCUCUCCCGAUCGCUCGAUGACUCCGAGUCAGCUAUCUCCACCACCUCCAUGUCCUCGUCGGCGUCAGAUUUCUCCCACGUCACCAACGACUCCAGCUACGGAAGCGGCGACUCGCGGAAAAUUUUCGACAAGGAAAAAAUCCGCGCUCGCCGAGACGCACCUGCGCUGGUUACCAUGGACGACAAUGACGUCACAGCCGUCUCGCAGACAACGCUCACCAAUGUUCCAGACAAGACAGAAGUAGACACAAACAGCCAAAGUCAAAUUUACGACCAAAAUGUCUCCGGAAAAUUGAAUAAAACAAAUUCAAGCUCCGAACUUACAAACACUGAACCUGAUAGGAGCACUAGAUUGGAUAUCUACAGAACUAAGUACAGAGAGAAUAAAUCAGGAGAUGCUGAUACCAGUUCGGAUAAAUUAAAAGACGCUGAAAGCAGACGGUCUUAUGCCACGGAGAGAAGGUCAAGGUUGAAUAAAGAACAGGUCAAGGAGCCCAGUGACCCCACCAAAAUCAGGGAUGAGCGGCGGGUCAGCUCGUACCUCCGCACCAAGCACAAAGUUGAGUACCUGAACUCCGACUCCAACGAGAGCGACAGCGAGGUCUUGGCCAGGAGGAGCAGGUACCGGGUCUCUAAAAGCGAAGAUCAGGGCGGAGCGGAUAUCCCUGGGGGAGUUAAACGACCGUCCGACCUUGACCUUACAUCGGGGUCAAGGCUGGCGAGAUUAAGAAACAAAGCGAAAUCUUUAGAUAACACAUCCGGUUCCUUAACUCUCGAGGAUAAUUCUCUAUCGUCUUCCAUGGAGUCUCUAGAAGCUAAAACAGCAAGUGUUGCGGGGCCGAUGUCUGCGCUAGAGAUGGCGUCGUCAGAUCAAGGACCGCCGUGCCCGCCCAGCUUCCCCCUGCUACUGUCUAACACCUGCGUCCUGUACGGGUCACGAACCACCCUCCAAUGUAAGGUGACAGGAAACCCCGCACCUGAUAUUAGGUGGCUCAUGAACCUCACACCUAUCGAGCCCACCCACAACAUCGAGGUGAGCUACGAGCAGGGCGUGGCCCAGCUGGUCAUCCUAGAGACGUACACGGAGCACGUGGGUGAGUACUCCUGCUGGGCCAGGAACCCCUACGGGAGCAUCUCCACACACUGUCAGCUGACCCUCAGCGUAUCAUCACGAGCCGAGGGCCGAGCCUUUGAGGGUCCCGUGUCCCAGGCCCCACGUGUCGUCUCCCUCUCCCCUCCCAGCGCCUCGGUCCUGUCUGGCACCGUCCUACAGUUCACCUUGACCUACCUGGGAAACCCCGCCCCCUCUGUCAAGUGGUUACUCAACGGGAGAGCUCUGAAGCCAGACGAGAGAGUGUGUAUGCAGACAGACGACACCAGCAGUGUCCUGACCUUUAACCCUGCCCUGCCAGCUGACGCAGGGUCCCUGUCUGCCUGUCUGACCAGCAGUAUUGGGUCUGAUCAAGCUGAGGCUAAAAUCUCCAUUGAGGAUGUGCCUGGGGUGCCUGUAGGUCAACCUCAUGUCUAUGAGAUUGGUUCCACCUCAGCAGCCUUAUCCUGGUGUGGGCCGGUGUUUGAUGGUGGCAGCCCUGUCAUCUACUACAUCAUUGAGGCCAAGACACGGAGCCAGAAGACUUGGGAUGUCUUGAUUCCUCAGUGUAAAGAACUCUCCUGCCACAUAUUUGACCUCAAGCCCUGCACCACGUACCAGUUCCGUGUAUGUGCAGCCAACAUGCAUGGACUGAGCUCACCCUCGGAGCCCUCGGAGAAGGUCAUCACAACUGACCCCUUCAGGUCACCCAGCGACUACGAGUCAGAAGGUCGACCUUUUCAAGGGUACCCUGAAGUUUUUACCCCCACUAUUGAGUAUCGAAGAAGAGAUGAGCUACCGUUUGAACCAAGAGAUGUUAAAGUGAACAUAAAAGAUCAGUUUGAAAAUCUUUAUGAUCUCCAAAAUGAAGUUGGGAAAGGGAAAUUUGGCAUUGUAUAUAAGUGCAAUCAAAAGUCAGACGGAAGUGUGUUUGCUGCCAAGAUCAUCAAAUGCAGAGAAAAAGAAAAAACUCAGCUGAAGAAUGAGAUAGAUAUCAUGAACAAGCUGCGCCAUCCCAAGCUGCUCAUGUUAUGGGACGCCUUUGAGGAACCCAGGAGAAUCAUAUUGGUCAUGGAAUACGUUGGGGCAGGUGAACUGUUUGAGCGAGUGAUCGGGGAAGAUUUUGUCCUCACCGAGCGCGACUGCGUCCACUUUCUGAGACAGAUUUGUGAGGGGGUCUCCUACAUGCACAACCUCAACAUCCUUCACCUUGAUCUCAAGCCAGAAAACAUUCUCUGCGUGGCUGAAAACUCCAACAGAAUAAAGAUCAUAGACUUUGGCCUGGCUCGCUUCUUUAAAGCAGGGGAGAGUGUCAAGGUUUUGUUUGGAACUCCAGAGUUCAUUGCCCCUGAAGUCAUCAAUUAUGAUGAGAUUGGAUUUAGUACAGAUAUGUGGAGUAUUGGAGUCAUUUGCUAUGUGCUCUUAUCUGGCCUGUCCCCAUUCCUGGGUGACAAUGAGGCCGAGACCCUGGCCAGCGUGACCAGCGGAGAGUUUGACUUUGAUGACGAGGCUUUUGAUGAGAUCUCCGAUCAAGCCAAAGAUUUUAUCUCUAAGCUACUGGUCAAGAAGAAAGAGGACCGCAUGUUGACACAUGACUGCCUGUCACAUGACUGGUUGAACCAAGACGAGGUCGACGGCAUACGGUACAAGCGCCUCAACACAGAGAGACUGAAACGCUUCAUGGUCAGGCGCAAGUGGAUGAAAACUGGCAAGGCUGUGCUCGCUGUGGGAAGGUUGAAGAAAAUCCCCAGCCAAAACAACUUUAACCUAAGCAGAAGCAGCAGCCAGGACAGCAUCCUGGGUUCCAGAAGCUCCUCACCUUCAAGACCUGUCAUCUCAGAAUCACCUGGUCAGGAGGGAGAAGCUCCGACCUUGACCCGCAGUGAACUGAUGUCCAGUGAUGACCAUCUUGAUGAAAUUUCACCUAAAAUUGCCCAAAGUUCCAAUGUAAAUGGAUUGGAUGAUAAUUCAGACAUCGGGAAUUCCCAAAGUGAUAAAAAGAACAUUGGGAAUUCCCACAAAGCUACUUCUCUGACAAAAGAAGAAAAUAAUAAAACAAGUGAAGGACGUGCAGUACACAAGAAUCUUAAGGAAAAUGUUGCGUCUGAAAACUCUAAAGAUCUGAGCUCUAUUAACAGUGACUCUAAAUUUAGACGUGACAAAAAGGACAUUUCGCAGGUGAAAGAAACUGCGAGGAUAGCCCCCGCACCUAACACUGUCUCGCCCUCGUUAGCAAAGAAAAAACUGGAUGAUAAACAAUUAGAUGCAGGAACUGUCACAAAAACAUCAGUUCCAGUGUUCACCAAAACUGUAAAAAACUGCAAGGCAUGUGCCGGUGACUCUGCCAGGUUUGACGUCAUUGUGUCAGGUGACCCGUCACCUGACGUCACAUGGUUCCUUGAGGACGAGGAAGUCCAUCAGGAUGACAGGCACACCUUGAAUGCCAACAAAACAACUGGCGCUCAUUCUCUGAUUAUACGAAGCAUCGAAGAAGACGACGAAGGGGACUAUGUAUGCAAGGCCGUUAACUCUCACGGAGAAGUCACAUGUUCAGCAGAGUUAACUGUCCUACAAAUGUGAUCUGUUCAGGAAUCAUUCCAAUAUUUAAUUCCUCUAUUCGGAAAGGAUAUAUUUUCCUCAUGUUAUUUCUGUUGGAAACAAAAAAAAGUGAUUGAUGCAAAUAUUUAUAGAAAAUAUUUUCUUAUCUUGAUUUGGAUAAAAAUGUGCUCCAUCGUACGACUAGCCGAUAAUAAACCAGGUGGAUACUGGUAAAUUUAUUUACAAGCAAACAAAAACAUUGUGUUCUCUGUGGAUAAGGUAUACAUUUAUCUUGAACUAAAAGUAUAUUUUUAUCUGGCAACCAAGUAUACAUAUAUUUGUUAACCAAUAAAUUAUACAUUUAUCUGGCAACCAACAAAGUAUACAUUUAUCUGGCAACCAAUAAAGUAUACAUUUAUCUGGCAACCAACAAGCUAUAGAUUUAUCUGGCAACCAACAAAGUAUACAUUUAUCUGGCAUAAGUAUACAUUUAUCAGACAACUAAUAAUUUACCUUUAUCUAAAAGUAAAUUAAGUAUACAUAUAUCUAGCCAGUAAAACCUGCCAUAUAGGUAGACAAAGUAUCCCAAGAAUACUAUUCAUGGUUCACCAAGCUGCCAGAUUUUUUAAAUUUUGCACUUUUGUUAAUUAGCACAUUAUAUUUUUAUGCCACAUAAACAGUUAAUGGACUAUUUUUAUUUAAUUUGGUUACAUUUUAAAAAUCCAGGCAUAAUAGUUAUGUAUUUAUGAUGCAUCAAUUUAUCAUGUAAAUAGAAGUUGUUUUUUUUUAACCUAUUAGAGUUUAUAAAUUUUUAUUCAAUGUUUAAUUCGCAAAAACAAAAUACAUUUUAUCAACGAUUUCCUUUUACAAUUGUCAGUUCUUUACAAUAUGUGGCUUUAAAAGUUUUUCCUUUAGUUAACAACAAAAACAACCUGAAUUGCUCAGAGUUAUAGAACUUGAAGUGUGUUUGCUCAGUCCCCCAUUUUUAUUUUAUUUUUAAUUUUGUUUUUAUGUGAUUGCAACUUCUUAAUGAUUCUUUGUAAACCAAUUAUGGUUGGUGAGUAUAAUUUAUUUUUGAAUUCUUCACAUUUCAGAUUUUAUUUUAUUUAUGCCCUAUACGACUUGUUUUUAUGUGUUCUAAUUUUUAUGUUUCUGACUUAUUUUUAUGUGUACGCCUCAAACAUAUGCACAAGUCUCUGAUGUGUCUAAACCCAACCAAUGAAAAUU
Messenger RNA from Physella acuta, 59798 nucleotides. Its product is annotated as titin. Gene Ontology annotation, molecular function: protein kinase activity; ATP binding; protein binding. Gene Ontology annotation, biological process: sarcomere organization; protein phosphorylation. The record is from RefSeq and is a predicted model, not a curated record. Lineage: Eukaryota; Metazoa; Mollusca; Gastropoda; Physidae. Gene Ontology annotation, cellular component: M band.